Molecule: messenger RNA, 75382 nt
Organism: Lymnaea stagnalis (great pond snail)
Lineage: Eukaryota; Metazoa; Mollusca; Gastropoda; Lymnaeidae
Source: the annotation of a GenBank genome assembly
UUCAAAUCGAGGCUAUGCUACACACACAAUUCAAGAUGGACGUCAGCAGUCAGAGAUGAUUUUACUAUUACAACUCGCCCUAACGUUGUUGAACUCAAAUAAUAGAUAUACAUGUAUUUGGAAUAUAGUAAAAUAAAUUCUUACUAUUUGGAUGAAAUAUUGUCAGUCAAAGUAAGUAUAUAUUUUCCAUGUCUUUAAUUUUAUUUGAUUUGGAUAAUGUUUAUCUUUUGUAAAUGUUAGUUAAAGUUACGGACAUUUCAAUUUUAAUUUUUUAAGCUUCUAAUACAAAUAAUAGUGUACUUCACUAAAAAUUUCAAAGUUGUUAUAUAUUAAUGAAAUUUAUAUCAUAUAUCAUUAGAAAGGACUCAGUAUUCCCUUUCCACUAAUUCAUUGAUACCAAUUUUAUUUUUCUAUCUUAAAAAUACUUUAACUUAAUUAGAAAAACAAGUUUUUCGCAUUUUUAGUGUAAGAGUAAUAUAGUAAUAAUUUUUCCUUAUGACUAUGUAGUAUAAUAAUGGUCUAAUUUUAAGUAUAGCCUUAGCAUUAGUAAAUAAUUUCCAAAAUUCUGAGAUCGAAAAAAGAAAUCUUUGACACUCAAAAUGCAAUAACUUUUUAUUCAGCUAAUUUAAAGCUCUGAAAUUUGUAGUGCAUUUCAAUUAGUAUUAGGCCUGAGUCUAAGUAUUGGGCUUUACUUUUUUGGCUUUUCUCUUUAGUACUUUAGAUUAGGCUAAUAUGAUAAAUCAUUGUAAUGCAAAUCUACAACUACAAUAAAUAUUGGCCUAAACUAUAUAUUAGUUGUGUGGGAUUUGAACAACAGAGGGUAAGGACAUUUCAUUAAAAAUGUAGUGCCUGUUCUCAAUAGGCAUAGGCCCUACUCAAAAUGCCAUAACUUUUUUACCUGUAAAGUUAAAAGCCUUAUUAAAAUUUUCCGCACAGUUUAAGUUUAAUUAGAUUUUGGGCUUUUAAGCCAUAUUAAUAUUUUAACUAAUGUAUUAAUGAGUGAUAUUUGAACAAGAGAGGGUCUAAAUAUAUUUAAUCGGUGACAUUUUGGCAACAUGGUGAGUAAAUUUUAUUUUAAAAUGUAGCCUUUUUUUGCAUUAAAAAUAAACAUUUUAUAAUAUAAAUAUUACCAAUUCAAAUUAUUUUAUAAUAAUGGAUAAGAAUAAGACGAAUUGAAAAGAUGCUGAUCCCAAAUGUUAAAUCCAAUCUUCCAAUCCAUGAAAUUGUUAAUCCAAGUAUCCGUGCUAUUAGGAAUCCACAGUACAAAUGAUGAUUACUUAACAUUAUAUUAGUACUUUUAUAGUUCAUUGAACGGCUGAACAAAAGAGAUACAUAUUCUUUCAUAGGAAGAUAAUGAUCAAAAGUAAUGAGUUGGCAGAGUCCAUGGCAAUUUUGAUCAAAUUUGUAACAGUUAUAGAUACCAUUGGUCAUGAAAGGUUUUCCAAAAAUGGUUUUCUUUGUGUCAAUAUUGUUGAUUCCAUCCAUCAUGAUGAUAAAUAGGAGUCCUGAGUGUAUAAAUUUCCAAAUAAAUGCAGUUGAUGGUGAAAAAUAUCAAUGCUGUCAAAAUUAUGCUCUGGUGGUUGUUCGUGGUGGAUCAUCCAAUAGGACAUUCAGUCACACCUGAUAGGUUUUUGUUAAAACAGGAAAGACCAGUACAACAAAGUGAAAUUGUUCACGCUGACACAUUUUGGCAGCUGAAGCAAAACUUAACACUGCUGGGCGGCCAGUACCUCUGAGCUGGAGAGGUAUUAUCUUCCACUUCAUCGCUACACAAACUUCUUGUAUUUCAAUGUGGGUCAUGUAGUCCAGACAAACUGAAAUAGAGAUAAAGAAUAGUUUUAAUUAAACACAAAAUAAGCAUUUUAACAUAAGUAACAAAAGGGACCUUCUAUAUUAGAUUUUUUUAUAUAUCUAAGAUUGUAUAUUCCAGUGUGAUAGUUCUGUAAUUAAAUUAUUUAUUAAUUAAGACUAAUGGUGAUUUUAUUUAUCCUGUCUAUCCAGUAUAGAUAUUAUUUUGUUAUGUUCUAACAUUAUAUUUAUUCAGAUUAAGACAAGCUUGUAUUACAUAUCCAUUAGGUAACAUUAUUCCUUAUUAAUCAGAUAUAAAUUUACUGAUAUAAAAAAGUCUGGUAGUCUUUAUGAGCCCUCAUUACAGCUUGUCCAUCAACUGGAAUGGACAGGCAUGAACCGUAGGUAUUUCUAGUACUAGAAGCACAGCUCCUCCAAAAUGUGGUGGUGACAUGGCUAUAAAUUUAAAAGAAAGAAAAUGCCGAGACAUUUAAGACAUUUUUCUUAUAAAAACUACUAGCUUAGCUGUUGUUUAAAAAAUAAAGUUAUUCAAUGACCAGAAUUAAAGACUGGGCUAAGUCUGAAAAGUCACAUAUAAUAGCUUUGAGCUAAAGCAGUAAAGCUUAAAGGCAAGAAAGGAAAUUACAUUUUUAAAAAUGGGGUAUACAAAAGGAAAAUGAAAAAGAGAGAUAGGUUAUUUAGAAGACAAAGGUAAAUAAAAUUAUGAAACUUAAUGAAAAUAAAAAUAGAUGAUGACAGAUGACGUUUAGUAGCUGCUGAGCCUACUACUACUAUUCAUUGAUUACCGUAUCUAAUCUAAUAUGAGUUUAAGAUAAACUAUAUCAUUAAGGGUAUUAUUAUUCUUGACAUGGUUAUCAUAGUUGUAAAUUUUAUUUAAAAAAAAAAAUUAAUAAUGAAAUUUCAUAAAAUAUGUAUAAAUUUGUUUUCAGUCAUUAAAUUAAAACAAAUUAAAUAAUAUAAAUUAACUGGAUGGCUUUUUAAAAACAAUAGAUUUAUAAAGAUUUUAAAUACUUCUUAUGCAAUAAGAAUAACAACAGAGAAUGGCUAUCACUUCCGGUUCAUUUGGCCUAAUCAAUAAAUGGUUAAUGAAGUAUGCUCAAAUCGACACCCUGUCUUUACAAUUUAAGGCCUAUCUAAAUGUCAUUAUGUUUCUUGAUUCAAUUAGUUAAAUUGUUCCUGCAUAGAAUACAAAAAAGAAUUAAUGGGAAUACUAUUAUGGUUUCCGAAAUAUAGUGCUUACCUGUUUUCCCAACGAAAGAUAUCUGCCACAAGCACUGUAAGUCCGAUGAAAAAGUUAAUGUCAUAAUAUCAACCUCCUGGUGUGCACAAACCAGUCUAUAGCAAGUUCAUUGUCUCUUCUUUACAUAGACAAAGGAAACUAGAUCUUUAUAUGAUCCCGUGACCUACCGGCAUGGACCGUUCACUGAUUUAUGGUUUGUUUCUCGCAUUCGAAAUAACGAUCUGUGCGCAUGGCGUAGUAGUGAAUUACCUACUUCUUCUCUUCUUCUUCUUCUAUAUCUUAAGGGCCCACGAUCAAUUUAUUGAUCAUUUUGGCUCCUAUGCAUGUAGAUGGGAUUUGCAAUGUUUCUGUUACUGGUGGUGAUGAGGAAAUUAUGCACCAGGGGUUUGAAGGCUUGAGGCAAUAGACACAAAUGUGUCUAGUGUUGUCGCCUCAACUGUUCCUUUUGAAAGAUGGUUCCAGUCCCUGAUUGUCUUGGGCAGGAAUGAGCAGCUCCUAUACUGGCUUCUUGCUGGUAUGAGCCUGAAUUGCCUGUCAUGGCCUCGUCGCUGUCUAUGGGGGAGAGGGACGAGUUUCUGUUUAAUACCGGAACAGUGGACCAGCCCAUUAUUUAUCUUGUACAUCAUGGAGAGCCAGGAUUGUCGUCGUCGUUUCUCCAAUGGUGACCAGCCUAGUGUUUCUAACUCCAUUUGGUAUUUACUAUUUAAUAAUUUAAUCUAUUAAAUUAUCACUAUAUUAGACAAUGAUCAAUCAUCGUAGAGGCCUUAAAUUUAAAAAAACAAACUUUAUGAUGCCUAAAGGCCUAACCUAUAAUAGUACUAUACUAUCAAAUACUAUGUUUAUAUAAUAUCCCUAUUGUCUAUUCUAUAUUAUAUAAUUCUAUGGCUAUUUUAAUCAUAGUAAAUUGCAUUUAUUAAAUAUUGGCCUAAACUUUUCUGUUGUAUAACCAUAUAACUAUUCUUUAUAAGUAUUAGUUGUAAGGCAGGGCCAGGGCCUAUUUUAAUAAAGUCAUGGUCAUGAGUCCUAUUUUUAGGCCCUAAACACAGGCUACUACUAAUCAAUGACUAAUGGAUGAAUUAAUAGCAAUCCAAAUGGGCUUUAGCCCCUUGCUUUAUUUCAUUUAUAAGUCAGCCUAUAAAAAGCAUAAACCUGCUUUGCCUUGGCACUUCGGUAUAGUUCGGGAAACGCCAAAAACUUGGUGUCAUGAUUUCGUUAUCAAAAUAGCUCAUAUGGCGACCUCCACUUUUUAAUUCACUGAGGGUCUAAUUAUUAACCUUUUUUUUUUUGCCAACUAUAUACUGUAUACCAAAAUACACAUUCUAUUUCUGCUUACAUCUUUAGACUCGCUGUUUUAGUUUUUUUCAUUAGACACUUUUGCUCCAAAAGGAAUUUGAGUUCUUCAUUUUGAACAGUGGAGGUAAAUUAAUGCUCACUUUAUAUAUAUAUAUAUAUGUUUUUGAAAAUGGUUGUCUUUUAAUUUUAAAGUGGUUCAGAGAUAACUGUAUAAAUUACAACAUAUCAAAUUUGUGACGUUAGGACCAACAGGUUGGUAAAAAAAUGUGUACACAUUUUUGUCACGUGUCCCAAAAUUACCUAUUAUCGAUAACUGACUUUUUAAAAAGUAAAUAACUUUGUUUACGCUGGAAAUCCAGCUUAUUACCCCAUAAUAGCUCUUUCAGAAACAAAAAGAAAUAAUUUAAUAACACAAAUACAUAUUUUUUACUAUGAUUUGAUGCUUUUAUUGAGGGGUAUUAAUUGGAGAGUGGGUUAAAUAGGCCUUAUUAUUAUUACUAUUAUUAAAUUGUUAUUAUUGUUAAAUUAUCUAUUUAUAGGGCCUACAAGCCUGUAUAGUACUGUAUAUAGUAUUAUAAGUAUAGGCCUAGCACCACCCCAACUUAUUACUUGUAGGACCCAUUAUUCGUUAGAUGUAAGUAAUACUAUUUUAAGGGAUAUAGUUGAUUCUUAAGACAUAAAUUUAGUAAAAAUAUUUUUAAAAAUAUUCACUUAUCUUUGAUAUUGAAAAAUCCUUUAUUUAAUCAUGUAUCGCAAUGUUCUACAAGAGAGUUAUUAUAUAAUCCUCAGUAUUUUCAAAGAAAAAACCCACUUUCUCAGACUUUCUGCCACAAUAAUCCAAGGUUUACUAAAGAAAUUACUAAAGAACAAUCAUAAAAACGUGUACUUACCCCAAGCAAAUGACUAGAAAUUAUUUUAAUUUCUAUCAACCUCCAAAGUUGAUUCUAACAAUGCAUGUUGAUUUGUGAAAUAAGAUUACUCACUUAAAAUAAAUGACAUACUAAUUUUUGGUUAUAUUCAUAUAUUGGAAUACAUAUAUAGAAUAUGGUAAAAUAAAAAGUCUAAUCGUCAGAUGAAUCAAAUAAUCCCUGUAUUAUUUGUUUAUACUUAUGAAUGUCAAACAAUUUCACAGAAAAUUUGAAAUUAAUACCUAAAGAAUGUUAUUAUUAUUGGGAAAUUUAAAAAGUAUAUAUUAAAACAAAAUUAAUUAAAUACUAAUAAGUGACGAGUCAGCAUAUUUGAUACAUUUUUAAUAAGGAAAAUUGUACCGUUUUUUUUAAAUUUUGUGGAAUCUAACAAAAGCUAAACUUAUAUGUUGUGGAUUUAUUUAGAAGAACUCAUAUUAAACUGUUUCCUGUAAAUAUUAUAUUUUUGUCUCAAUUUAUAAGUUAUAGGUGUAAAAUCAAAAGCAUAAUAAGGGUCAAGAGAUGUGGAGGAAACCCCUAUAGUGAAAAAGUCGUUUUGAGGUCCUUAUUACAAAAUUCAUUAUUAAGACACCAACAAAUUGUGUCACUAUAACAAUAUAAGUUACGAUUUAAUAAUAAUUAUACAUAAGCCCGCAGCUAGGGGCAAGGUGAGGCACUUGCGCCCCCCCCCCCCCCCCCCCCCCCCCCCCCCCCCCCGCGCCUCCCAUUCUAUAUAACAAUAUAAAAAAAAAACAAAAAAAAAANAAAAACCCCCCCCGAAAGUUAAUCGUUUUUUUUGUCCCCCCCCCCCCCCUUCUAGAAAGUUUUCUGCGGGCGCCCAUGACAUUAUACACAAGUAAACGGUUCGGCACAUGCCUUCAUCAGUACAAACAAAAAAACGCAUUUAAAUAAGUAUAAAUUAAAUUUACAUAAUAUCAAUAAUAUAAAUCUACAUAUCCUACCUAAAAAAAAGGAGAGGGCGCUAAAACCAGACAGCACCAAAGUAAAGAGGCGUAGAAAGGAAGUGAUUAUUGCAGUCCAACACUUUUUAUCAUUAGUUCAUUUGACAAAAUUCAUAACUUUUGAACCACUUGAGCUAGAAAGUUGAUCUGUGUUUGAUCUCUAGGCUCUACACAGCUGUUGUAAUUUUAUUUUAUAUUUUAAAAAUGUUUUGAAAAUGUCAUCAAAGUGCCUACUGCUACUAUACUGACUCUACUGAUGAUAUAUUCUAUUUAAAAUAUGUGUUCUUAACAAUUAAAAGGGUUCUUUUAAAUGGGCCAUUUGCCUACAUUCUACAUCCACACUCUUAUACUAUCAAUAUCAUACUUUAUAGUCAUAGUAUUAUGAUAGUCGUUCAUAUAUUUUAUAUAUUGCCUACAUUCUAUAUGUACAACAUUCACUUUGUGAGAGAAAUAUGUAGGUCUUCCAGGUCAAAGUACUCAAAGUGAGAUUGAUUAUCAUAGGUCCAACUUGCUGAUUACACUGUAGGGACUUAGAGUAGAGUAAGACUAAGAUUGUUCAGACCUAAUUAUUUUAACUUAUUCGUUUCAAUCUUUUAAAUUUUUCUAAUAGCCAAAGGCAACUCGUCUAUAGUAUAGGUCUGUAAUCUAUAUAAUAUAUAUGGGCCUACUAGUUAUACUCAUCAUAACUUGAGUAUAGCUAUCCAUAAGGGCUCGUACUCGCAUAAUGAGAUAGGCCUGCUAGCAGUUAACAGUAAAAAUAGAAUGCUAAUAUACUGGCAAUACUAGACUCAUUUCUUUAUAAUUGUAUAGGUUAUUGAAAGCUGUCUACAACCAAGUGAGCAGGUACAUUCCUGUACAUACAAAUGUUACCAGAAGUAACACUUAGGCUUAGUCUUAGACAUCUUAGUGACUUGCAGUAACACCAACUGUGUCCAGCUAACUCACUGGAAACCCUAACACUACUCAGGGACCAAUAACAUUAGUAUUAUACUCUAGAGGCAACUCUAGGAAUUCAAGUCAAGGUAAUCAAGGUUUAAAAAAAAAGACAGACAUCGUAAAAAUCCAAGGCCUAUAAUAUGGUGUCUAUUAUAACAAAAGAGUGCUUUAAAAAAUUUAAUUAACUCCUGUGUAUUUAUUUAUCCCAAAUCAACUCAAAGUAGUACCCUAAGUUUAAAAAAAAUAUGUUUUAAUAAUUACAUAAGUUACUAUUGGUUGGUUGAUACUGAGAGAUAGACCUGUUAUCUUCAUCUGAUAACUCUAAAAGUUAACUCCCACAGCAAAUUUUUCUUUGACCUUAAAAUUCUAUUAAAUAUGAAAUAAGAAUGGGUGUGUUUGAAAGUUAUAUUUUUCUUUCUUCAUUAAAUUUUCCCUGGUGAACUUUCUUUCUGAGUGGAUCAAGAUGUUUGAUAAAUUAUAUAACUUAUCUUAAAACUUAAAUUCAUUAACUUCUUUACAUAUUCCGUGUUUUAUUGACGGAAUACCUCUAUUUACAUAAAGAUUCUUUGCAAUAUCAUUUAUGGUAAAAACAAGUAUACAAACCAAAAAGAAAUAGCAACCUAGUGGAUGUUGAAUACAAAACCCACCUACUUUUAAACACAUCCACUAAAACGUUAUACAUAAUUAAUAGUUCAUGAUGUAAUACAAAAUAACAUGUUUGAAUUAAAGAUGUUCAAUGGAAUUAGGAUCAACAAUGUUUUUUUUUGAAAUGAGACUUUUAAAAAUACUUAUGAAAAUAAAAAACGUAAAAAGCAAUAGCCAUAUGGCAUAAUGUAUAAAACAGCCACUAGCUUCAAGUGUCCAACUAUACUGAAAUGUUUCCAUCAAUAGAUGACUGACUGCUGCUAAUAAUGAAAUAAAUUUAAACUGCUACUUUUUAAUCUGACCUUUUUAUGUGGAGAAUUUGGGAACCCAUUGUAAAAACCAAUCUCAGGUUUAAAAUGAGAUUCUUGAGUCCACUAUCAAUAACCUGCCAAAUAAAAACUGAAGUUACUUGACAAAAAGUGCAUUCAAAUAACCCACUUAUUUUUAUAUAAGAGCCAUACAUUCACACUUAGUGAAUUAUUAUUUGUGAUAUCUAAGUUUUUAUUUAUUUAAUGUUUUGGUGAAGGAGAUUAUAGCUUUAUUUAUUAAAGUGGGGUUUCUUUUAAUGUACUUAACAUUUUCAGUUUGCUGAGAGAGUAUGAAUGUAAGUGUAAGAUAAUUAAGCCGAUGAUUCAACUAUAUGCCGUCUUCAGCAGACAAUAUCUGUUUGAAGGCACAAGUUUAAUUUUAAUUUAAAUUUAUUUGUUAUAUUGUUUUGUCCUCAUUGAAAUGUUUUGUCUGCUGAAGACGGCAUCUAGACUAAAGCAUGUGCUUAAUUAUCUUGUCUUUUAUUUUUAAGCCUAAACAAUCUUGUUCCACUAUUGACAGUCAUCAUUCAUUAGGUCUAUAGUAUAGUGUUGGUUUAUCUCAGUUAUGUCAUUUAAUUGUUAUGAACAUUUUGGUUGGGAGCAAAUAACUUUUAUGCCCUGCCGGACCAACUGUUGUAUGCCUUCUGGCUAGACACUGUUUACUGUCUGACCUGGCACAUAGCAGGAUUAUUCUUUUCCUGUUUUGUGCCCAUUUUUGUAAUUUUAUUUUCUUGUUUAAAAAUAAACAAAGGUGAUCAUCGGAUAAAUAACUUUACACUGUACUAGAUCUGAAGUUUUCAAUGUCUACUCUGUACUAGAUCUGAAGUUGUCAAUGUGUCUACUCUGUACUAGAUCUGAAGUUUUCAAUGUCUACUCUGUACUAGAUCUGAAGUUGUCAAUGUGUCUACUCUGUACUAGAUCUGAAGUUGUCAAUGUGUCUACUCUGUACUAGAUCUGAAGUUUUCAAUGUGUCUACUCUGUACUAGAUCUGAAGUUUUCAAUGUGUCUACUCUGUACUAGAUCUGAAGUUUUCAAUGUGUCUACUCUGUACUAGAUCUGAAGUUUUCAACGUGUCUACUCUGUACUAGAUCUGAAGUUUUCAAUGUGUCUACUCUGUACUAGAUCUGAAGUUUUCAAUGUGUCUACUCUGUACUAGAUCUGAAGUUGUCAAUGUGUCAACUCUGUACUAGAUCUGAAGUUUUCAAUGUCUACUCUGUACUAGAUCUGAAGUUGUCAAUGUGUCUACUCUGUACUAGAUCUGAAGUUGUCAAUGUGUCUACUCUGUACUAGAUCUGAAGUUUUCAAUGUGUCUACUCUGUACUAGAUCUGAAGUUUUCAAUGUGUCUACUCUGUACUAGAUCUGAAGUUUUCAAUGUGUCUACUCUGUACUAGAUCUGAAGUUUUCAACGUGUCUACUCUGUACUAGAUCUGAAGUUUUCAAUGUGUCUACUCUGUACUAGAUCUGAAGUUUUCAAUGUGUCUACUCUGUACUAGAUCUGAAGUUUUCAAUGUGUCUACUCUGUACUAGAUCUGAAGUUUUCAAUGUGUCUACUCUGUACUAGAUCUGAAGUUUUCAAUGUGUCUACUCUGUACUAGAUCUGAAGUUUUCAACGUGUCUACUCUGUACUAGAUCUGAAGUUUUCAAUGUGUCUACUCUGUACUAGAUCUGAAGUUGUCACUGUCUACUCUGUACUAGAUCUGAAGUUGUCACUGUCUACUCUGUACUAGAUCUGAAGUUGUCAAUAUGUCUACUCUGUACUAGAUCUGAAGUUGUCACUGUCUACUCUGUACUAGAUCUGAAGUUGUCAAUGUGUCUACUCUGUACUAGAUCUGAAGUUGUCAAUGUGUCUACUCUGUACUAGAUCUGAAGUUUUCAAUGUCUACUCUGUACUAGAUCUGAAGUUUUCAAUGUGUCUACUCUGUACUAGAUCUGAAGUUGUCACUGUCUACUCUGUACUAGAUCUGAAGUUUUCAAUGUGUCUACUCUGUACUAGAUCUGAAGUUGUCAAUGUGUCUACUCUGUACUAGAUCUGAAGUUGUCACUGUCCACUCUGUACUAGAUCUGAAGUUGUCAAUGUGUCUACUCUGUACUAGAUCUGAAGUUUUCAAUGUGUCUACUCUGUACUAGAUCUGAAGUUUUUAAUGUGUCUACACUGUACUAGAUCUGAAGUUUUCAAUGUGUCUACUCUGUACUAGAUCUGAAGUUGUCAAUGUGUCUACUCUGUACUAGAUCUGAAGUUGUCAAUGUCUACUCUGUACUAGAUCUGAAGUUUUCAAUGUGUCCACUCUGUACUAGAUCUGAAGUUGUCACUGUCUACUCUGUACUAGAUCUGAAGUUUUCAAUGUCUACUCUGUACUAGAUCUGAAGUUUUCAAUGUGUCUACUCUGUACUAGAUCUGAAGUUUUCAAUGUCUACUCUGUACUAGAUCUGAAAUUGUCACUGUCUACUCUGUACUAGAUCUGAAGUUGUCAAUGUGUCUACUCUGUACUAGAUCUGAAGUUUUCAAUGUGUCUACUCUGUACUAGAUCUGAAAUUUUCAAUGUGUCUACUCUGUACUAGAUCUGAAGUUUUCAAUGUGUCUACUCUGUACUUGAAUGUUGCAGUUUAGAUAGAUCUAAAGUAUUAAAUGUGUCUACUCUGUACUAGAUCUGAAGUUUUCAAUGUCUACUCUGUACUAGAUCUGAAGUUUUCAAUGUGUCUACUCUGUACUAGAUCUGAAGUUUUCAAUGUCUACUCUGUACUAGAUCUUAAGUUUUCAAUGUGUCUACUCUGUACUAGAUCUGAAGUUUUCAAUGUGUCUACUCUGUACUACAUCUGAAGUUUUAAACGUGUCUACUCCGUACUAGAUCUGAAAUUUUCAAUGUGUCUACUCUCUACUAGAUCUGAAGUUUUCAACGUGUCUACUCUGUACUAGAACUGAAGUUUUCAAUGUGUCUACUCUGUACUUGAAUGUUGCAGUUUAGAUAGAUCUAAAGUAUUGAAUGUGUCUACUCUGUACUAGAUCUGAAGUUUUCAAUGUCUACUCUGUACUAGAUCUGAAGUUUUCAAUGUGUCUACUCUGUACUAGAUCUGAAGUUGUCAAUGUCUACUCUGUACUAGAUCUGAAGUUUUCAAUGUGUCUACUCUGUACUAGAUCUGAAGUUGUCAAUAUGUCUACUCUGUACUUGAAUGUUGCAGUUUAGAUAGAUCUUAAGUUUUCAAUGUGUCUACUCUGUACUAGAUCUGAAGUUUUCAAUGUCUACUCUGUACUAGAUCUGAAGUUUUCAAUGUCUACUCUGUACUAGAUCUGAAGUUUUCAAUGUGUCUACUCUGUACUAGAUCUGAAGUUUUCAAUGUGUCUACUCUGUACUAGUUCUGAAGUUUUCAACGUGUCUACUCUGUACUAGAUCUGAAAUUUUCAAUGUGUCUACUCUGUACUAGAUCUGAAGUUUUCAAUGUGUCUACUCUGUACUUGAAUGCAGUUUAGAUAGAUCUAAAGUAUUCAAUGUGUCUACUCUGUACUUGAAUGUUGCAGUUUAGAUAGAUCUGAAGUUUUCAAUGUGUCUACUCUGUACUUGAAUGUUGCAGUUUAGAUAGAUCUAACGUAUUCAAUGUGUCUACUCUGUACUUGAAUGUUUCAGUUUGGAUAGAUCUAAAGUAUUCAAAGUCUCUACUCUGUACGUGAAUGUUUCAGUUUGGAUAUAUCUAAAGUAUUCAAUGUGUCUACUCUGUACAUGAAUGUUGCAGCUCCUAUAACCCUCCCUUACUCCCAACUUUAAUAACGCCCUCCCCAUGUUCGCUCCUUCCCCAGCCAGAUUUCAAUAGUUUUCCGCCUGGGCGUUGAUUCUCCAUUUCCUGUGUCCACACACUGUAUGUCAGGAUGCCCCUUAUAGCUUUUACCGGCUUGUGAUCCACCACAAUUUAUGGCACACCUUCUCUCUCCCCCCCCCCCCCCCCCCCCCCCCCAAUUUGUUUGCUCUCGUCAGCUGACCUGAAAUGAGCGUGUGCUUGGGAGAAAUGCUUUUUACAAGCCUCUGGUGUGUGUCAAUGUAGUUUUAUUAAGAAUUUUACUCAAAAUCUUACCAAUUCUCUUAGGGCAUUAUUUACAAAUCGCUCAUCAGCGUGUGUGAUGAGUAUAGACUGUAGACAGUAAUGAAGUCAUUAAGUCUGCAUUGUUAGUUCAUUGAUACAGCGGCAUUAUGCAUUAAUCACGCACCGGCGGGGACAAGUUCUUCUGACAUUGACAGUGAAUGAGGUGAUUUGCUCUGCAUUCCACGCUCUGCAUUCCAUGGUCAAUGCUAGCAAACAUCAAUUCCUCCUGUGGUGCACUAACUUUGUCAAGCGCACAGCUACUACUACUACCCUUUAUUUCAGAGUUCAUCACUGAGCGCAUGCUUUUAUUGAUGACUAACGCAGUGUCAAUCAUUGGCAGUCCUGAUGGAUGGAUCAGAUUCAUGUCGUUCAUUGCACCAAGUUAACAGCUAAUACUCUUUUUGGGAACUAAAAUGUCUAAAUCAAUUGUUGCCAUGUGAUGUAGAACUCGGCCCUCUCUCUGGCCCAACUAAAUCGUUUAAUGCCCUGUGCGCGAGGCUUCCAUCCUUGACAUGGAUUUUAAUAAGUGUGUGGGGGGGGGGGGGGGGGGCUCAAAACAUAGGACAUCAGCAUUUCAAACUAGUGUAAAAGUGUCGUCUGACAUGGGUAUAUGAAAAUCGUAUCCAGUGCCCUACAUGUCAAUACCAGGGGAUCCCCUCGACAUCCCAAAAGGCCCGUCUGUCACACAGUGUGGGCGGAACAAGAUCUCUAUGCCUCAUGACAGCUACCAGUCCUACGACGAGUAUGUGCUUUAACAAGGGUGGGCUUUCUAUGGUCCACGGGCCACAUGCGGCCUGCUGAAACGGUUAAUGUGACCCACAAGAUUUUCCGGGACUGGAUUAAACGCUCUCUUAAAAUGUACAUACUGUAAAUGCAUUUGAAAGUUAAUAUCAGUGUAUCAAUGUCAAACUCUCAAAAUGACAAUUCGUAGCAAAUUUUAUUUAAAAAAUCAUUCUAAAUUAUUUUAUUAAUGAUGUGUAUGAGGUAGAUUUAAAAUUAUCACUCUCCCUCCCCCCCCCCCCCCCCCCCCAAAAAAAAAAAAAACAAAAAAAAAACAUCACUUCCAUACGACCGAAACAAGGGUUGCCAACUCCUGUUCCUGAUUUAUUCAGUGGUACAUCUGAACUGAUUCGUCUUGAUUGUGCUGCUGUACACUUCAGUGGCCGAGUUGAUUGACCUGUUGGUUACUCAUGUUAGAGCCCGGACACAAACUUGAUAUUUUGAUAAAGUUCUUUAUGUGUUGAUAUCUUUAUAUUGAUAACCUCUGUGUGGAUGUAAAGUACGAUCGUUCCAAACUGAGGUUUGUCUUUCAUGUGCACAUGUUGACGUUUUUUUUGGUGGUUCAGAUCAUAAAUGAUCGAAUACUUUUAAAUAAUACACAAGUCAAUAUUUCGGCACGUGCCUUCUUCAGUACAAGAAAAAUAAGUAUACAUUAAAUGUACCGGUACUUAAUAUAUAUAUAUAUACACACACAUCUAUCCGUUUUUUCACGAUCGUACCCGGUGUCCCGAAAAACUCUCUUGGGGACGCCUUAAUGUCCCGGUUCUAAAACCAAACACAUUUUCAAUUCACUAAAACUUCCUAAUUGAUAAUAUAAAUUCAAGUUAUAUUUUGGCCAGCUGUGUAGCCAGUGCCAGUAGUGAUGUGGUCUCGCGUGAUGGCUGCAUUUAAUUUGUUGUAUAGUAUAAAUGUUGUAAAAUAUGUAUAAAUAAAUAAGCAUUCACUGCAAAAUUAUUGUUUUCGUUUAUGAUUUGCCUCAGAGUUUAUACAACAAAUUAAAAAAUUGAAGGUUAAUUUUAAAAGAUUUCUAGGUCUCAAAAUAGUUAAAAUGAGCAUAUUUCAAUAAACAGUUUCCGGCGGAGGCCCCCUGACCCCUCUUUAGCUGGAGGGUAUCCCCCCUCCCCCAACCUACCUUGGGUGUGUCCCGUUUGUCCAGUUGCCAGUUGAUGAUUUGGUCACCCUAAUGUAGACGUCAAUGUUGUUCCCAUGAGGAUCGUUAUAAAAUGUUUCAACUUCAACAGACGGAAUGGGAUUUAAAGACGUUUACACCCCCCCCCCACCCCCCUCUUUUUAAAUUAAACGAUUGAUCAUUAGAGAUUGUAGCUUUUAAUGUCGCUAUAUUUAGAUUUAAAGAAAACACUGAUAACUUAGCACAGCACGGGAUCAACACGACACAGCCCUCUGUUUAUCAUUAUUAUGUUAUCGCUUCGAAAACCGUUUCCCAGUUUACGUCACCAGCGCCGUCAUAUGAGUCACACAGAUUUUUUUUUCUUCUUCUAAAGUUGUGAUUAUCUUUCUUUUUUUUCAGUACAUGUAUGAGAAAAUAGGUCAUACGUGUUUGAAUAAAUGUUCAUUAUUGUCAAAUACAGGAAUGGAAUAUUUUAUUUGAAGUCGCGUCCCCUGUGUGGCUUGUGGAUUAAGUGGCGUCGCCCCCGACCCCCUCGACGUUAGCCAGGGAACAAGACCACUGUGGGCAGACAAGGGACGUGCGCUAAAGGGCUGCCAGCUGUGAGGCUUAGUAGGGAUCAUGAUUACAAGUUGCCGUUAAUGGAUAUGAGGCGAGAGGCGAAGGUGGUGACCUCUGGCCGAUGAUUCUUACUAUGCAGCCCUGAGAAGCUGCUCCAAGGCAACCGUUUCGUCCCAGCUACCUCUGAAAUUAGUUGCGACAUGGAAACCCCCUGUAGAAACCCUCUUAAAGGGCGUCACACGCUUCCCUGGGAUGGGUGGGGGGAAGAUAUUAGGACAUAAAUUUACCAUCUCGGCUCCUGAGAAAGUCAACUGUGUGCAAGCACAGUGUCGGACCGACUGGGUGACUUUGGGUUGGGGGGGACCCCAUUGAGCGGACUCGGGUGGGGGCUGUCCUGGCAAAGAGGCAUCUCCGACGUGCCGCUUCGCCGCCCGAUAUCGGGCUUGGGAGGGCAUAAAGAGCAUUAGCUCGACGGCCCGCUGACGCCAUUUCUUAAAGUGACAUUUGAAGCCGAGUUUUUAAUUUUUUUUUACACAAAUGAAUGAAUGAAUGUCAUUACGUCAGCGUUAGGGGAAUUCGGUUCUGACGACUCCAUUAUUUAGACUGGCGAAUUAGACUUGGCAGGUCUGACAGAAACAUAACAAGCUUGUCAACACCCUGAGGGCUGAUGUGAUGGGAUAGGCCGGAUAGAAACAUAAAUACCGGGUACAUGUCAUCACACUGCUGGCUGAUGUGAUAGAAACAUAAAUACCGGGUACAUGUCAUCACACUGCUGGCUGAUGUGAUAGAAACAUAAAUACCGGGUACAUGUCAUCACCCUGCUGGCUGCAGUGAUAGAAACAUAAAUACUGGGUACAUGUCAUCACACUGCUGGCUGAUGUGAUAGAAACAUAAAUACCGGGUACAUGUCAUCACGCUGCUGGCUGAUGUGAUAGAAACAUAAAUACCGGGUACAUGUCAUCACGCUGCUGGCUGAUGUGAUAGAAACAUAAAUACCGGGUACAUGUCAUCACGCUGCUGGCUGAUGUGAUAGAAACAUAAAUACCGGGUACAUGUCAUCACACUGCUGGCUGAUGUGAUAGAAACAUAAAUACCGGGUACAUGUCAUCACACUGCUGGCUGCAGUGAUAGAAACAUAAAUACCGGGUACAUGUCAUCACACUGCUGGCUGAUGUGAUAGAAACAUAAAUACCGGGUACAUGUCAUCACACUGCUGGCUGAUGUGAUAGAAACAUAAAUACCGGGUACAUGUCAUCACACUGCUGGCUGCAGUGAUAGAAACAUAAAUACCGGGUACAUGUCAUCACACUGCUGGCUGAUGUGAUAGAAACAUAAAUACCGGGUACAUGUCAUCACACUGCUGGCUGAUGUGAUAGAAACAUAAAUACUGGGUACAUGUCAUCACACUGCUGGCUGAUGUGAUAGAAACAUAAAUACCGGGUACAUGUCAUCACGCUGCUGGCUGAUGUGAUAGAAACAUAAAUACUGGGUACAUGUCAUCACGCUGCUGGCUGCAGUGAUAGAAACAUAAAUACCGGGUACAUGUCAUCACCCUGCUGGCUGAUGUGAUAGAAACAUAAAUACCGGGUACAUGUCAUCACACUGCUGGCUGCAGUGAUAGAAACAUAAAUACUGGGUACAUGUCAUCACGCUGCUGGCUGCAGUGAUAGAAACAUAAAUACCGGGUACAUGUCAUCACACUGCUGGCUGCAGUGAUAGAAACAUAAAUACCGGGUACAUGUCAUCACACUGCUGGCUGAUGUGAUAGAAACAUAAAUACUGGGUACAUGUCAUCACACUGCUGGCUGAUGUGAUAGAAACUUAUGUGUCGACAAGCUGGAAUGAGUUCAAUGGGACAGUUCUGUGGAUCAUAUGUAGCAGAAUGAGAUACAUUUACAACUUUUAUACAUUACGACUACAAGCGUAGCAGUUCUAUCGAAAUGCAUAUUUUCUGCAAAGAAGUGGCUAUUCGGACCCGGGUCAGAGAAGUUAAGAGGUUGGGAUUAAAAAAUUAAAAAAAUAUAUUAUUGGUGGGUUGUAAGGCAAUAUUUGGUAUCAAAUUGAAUGGACUAUAUGAUUAUAUAUUUAAUUCUUCAGUUUAACUGAAAUAAACUACCACAAAUGACAUCCGAAUAGCCUUGAGUCCAAAGGGACCCGGGUCCGAAUAGCAGCGCUGCAUUUUCGGUUCCAUUUUGUCUAAAUGCUAUUUCGAAUGUCAUUUGUGGUAGUUUAUUUUAGUUAAACUUAAGUUUACAAACAUAUAGUCAUGUAGUCCAUUCCAUUAUCUUUCAUUUGAUACCAAAUUUUGUCUGAAUAACCCUACAAUAAUUUUUAAAUAUUUGUUUAAUAAAAUCUAACGUCUCGGACCCCGGUCCGAAUAGCCGCAGCCUUUCUGCAAUAAUAGAUUCCGAUUUUGAGUUAGGGUCACUUAAUAAAUGGUAAAUGGGAGGUGUAAACAUGGAUAAGGCCAUACCUGGAAGUGUGACUAGGUCCAUCUGACGCAGGCGUCAGCUGUGGAUAUGGUACCAUGAAUGGUUAAGAGAACACAAUUGGAUGCAUCAACCAGGUAGAGUCGUUAUUUCAGAGUAAAUUAAAAUGGGCAUCCUCAUUUGUUUUAAGAUGACAAUCUCAAUUUGCUGUAAUCAAUAAUGGUGGUCUGUGAAUAGAAAAUAUUGCACCUUAAGAACCAGGCUACGAUCACUGACAAAGUAGCCGAUGUCCACUUGAUCACGGUUGAUCACGGCUUAGGUAUGUUUUGUAGAUACAGCACCCUAACCCAGCUUCAUCAGGUUUACUAUUGUCUUGGUUCAGGAUAUGAUGCACCUGGUGUUAGCCGUACAUAAUAAAGUAAGAUGAAUCGCGUGCAUUAGGUCAAUGACUUAUUUAUUCAACAGAGAUUUGGUAUUGAACUUGUUGAUCUGUGUACAUGUUCUGUCUGCUCUUAAAUUUAUCUUAGCAUGGAUAAUUUAACUUUUUUGAUGUGAUCUAAUACAUUUUGGCCUUCCUGCUUAGUAUUGGUAGGUCAUUUUCAUUUUUCUUCUUCAAAAUUCUGCUGUGAAUUGAAAUCAACAAGUUUGUUCUUAUAUUUGGAAACUCAAUACGGCAGUGACUUGUAAUGAAUGUCACAAAUGACUGGGGCGGGGGUACAGGAGAGAGCUCCAUUGGGCGGGAGUUAUUGUUAUUUUAGAGAAGACAUUGUUAAGGGAGUGACGUUAAGGGUAAUAGAUUCUCACAUCUUGAGAUAGAAGGGAUUGUUUCUUUCGAUAAUGUCAUGUUUGGGGCUUUCCAUGACUUCGCAUGAUAAUUUUUGGUUUGAGGGGAAAUUAUAAUUAAUCAGAAAUUAGGGUCAGGGAUGUGGUAAUUGAGAGCAUUCCUGGGCCACCUAUUGAGUUAGAGAAUCUCAUAUAAGACAGAACUUUUCAAGUUAGAUGGUUAGUUGAGGAAGAGAGAAAAGAGCUACGAUAGAGUUGAGGUAGAGAGAAAGAAGAGCUGAGAGAGCAGUUCAUAGGGAAUAGCUGCAAGAGAGGAGUCAGGAGAUGACAGUUGACCAGUUGACAUAGGAAUAGUUGAAAGGAUACAGUUGAACAGUUCAGUCAUAGAUAGCUGACAGUAAGUGAAGACUACAGAAGUACUUUAUAUUUUAGUAAUAAAAAUAGUCUAUUUUAUCAUAGGACACCUGGAGUUUGAGUUGUUGGAUUUCGUUCAAGUCUACGUUGUGCUUUUGUCUGUCCCAACGCUUAGACACCCACAAUAUAAAUCUCAGAGAGGAGCAGUCCUGUACUGACCACUACUUAGUCAAUAUAGUUUUUGAUAUGUCAUGACAGGAGCUCUCCUCCGUAACAACCGUUCUGUGACAAUGAACAGGUUUGUUUUUAUAUUUGGAAACUCAAUUUUACAGUGAAUUAACAUGUUUGUUUUUGUAUUUGAAAACUCAUCCAAAGUUUUUAACUUUUCUAUCAAAUAUUUUUUGUAACGCAAGUAAGUUCAUAAAUGUUGAAUUCCAUUUGUGUAGCUGGGAAAGAAACUUUAAAAACUGACCUCCUUCUCCCUUUUAAAAAGUCAGAUUAUUUAUAUGUUAUGCUUGACACUUUUCCCAGUGCGUGAACUUUGCUUGACCCAAAUUAGAUUCCUAGCACACGCUAAGUUCAUAGAUGGGCAUGGCUUAUCUCUUUGAUGUAUCGUGUUUACUACCAACUAGCUAUUAAACAUGGUUAGUGUCUCCUAGUAUCUUGUCGAAUGAUCGCGAUUUGUUCUAGAAACGUAAACAAAUGCUGAGUAGUUUCUGGAAGGUAGUGCUUACGCUGCAUAUAUAAAGGGAUUGACAGAGAUUGAGAUUGAGAGAGAUUCAUAUAGAUAUUACUAACUUUACGAGACAAUUGUAUUAUUCUUUGUGUGCCCAUAAGUAUUUAUUCAUCAUUCAUCAUUAUUAAUUGGCACAUUGUACUAAUUGUGUACCGGUACAAGAUUUUCCCAUACUCUGUAAGUUGAUGAUUUGUAAUUAUAUUUUCUUUUGUUUUGUAAUUGUAUUAUUACUGAAUUAAAUCUUAUUAAUUGUAAUUGGUACUGUUUUGGGUGUCAUAUAUUUGUUAUUGUUUUUCUCUAUGUUAUCGUCCUUAGAUAGGCACUGUUUGAACGAGCCAUAAAUUUAAAAUCGGCGAUUAAUUUGUCACAAUAGUGACAUAGACACAUAAGUCACAUCUUGACAACAAGAAUUGUCCAUUUGCAAACAUGAAGGCUUUAUAGCUGAUACAAUCAUGAAAAAUGAAAGUAUAAUGAGACAGUAUGAUGGAAACAAUAGAUUUUUUCUUGUGCAAGGAGAGAAAUAUAUGGACUUGAAGUGUGUGGUAGAGAACAGAACAGUUGAUUAAAGGCAAUAUUGGUUGUGGGUUGUUGUCUCAGACUGCUUUGUUUUCAUUAAAAAAAUAAUAAAAAAUAUCGAUUUAGCCUUUACACUGGUUGUAAAUCUUAAUUAUUGUAAAUGUUGGUUUUGGGGGAGGGUCAAUACUUGAUCAGAACAUGCUAGAAAGUGAAAACUAAUGAAAAUCUGCUUAGUUAGGUUUAGGUAUGUUUCUAUUUUAUUGACCCGGGGUGGGCAACCCUAUUGACAACCAUCACAUGCGGCAAAUGGACCUAAGAGUGACAAAUGUAAAAACUCUUUUUAUAAUAAGCAGCUAAGCAUUUGCACAAAUGUGCACACAGACAGUAUGUUGUUGCAUACUUAAACCGGUCUAUUUGCAACUUCAUGAUGAAGUUCAUUUAUUUCUUUUAAAGGUGGACAAUUUGGCUCAGUGAAUUAGCAGUCUCUCAAAUGGGGUAGUCAAGUUGACACAGAUCCCAAAUGAUUGAUGUGAAUCUAGGAGUAGAGAUGAGGUCUGCCUUGAAUCCAUUGAGAUGAACCAAAGUUGUGCAGCUUGAUAAUGAAAAUGAAUGUUAAAUCUUUGAUUAAAUUUUUGUUAAAAUAUGAUUAACAGCUUAUUUUUUCGUUUCAUUUUAUUUAGUAAAAGAAUUUCAUGAUUUCUAUACAGUGUGUGGCCAAUUUGACAUUUCAUUUCCCACAAAUGUGGCUUUUGUUUUGUGGCCAAAAAAAUGUAUCAUUUUAACUAUGAAAAAGGUCCUCUCCCCCCAAAUUUGAUCUGACCAUUUUAUAAGAAGAUCAAAGUAACUUAAUUGUACAUUACCCCAACAUCAAAUAUUCUUUCCAUACUUAAAAACCAUCCCUCAAGUGUGCAAGGUGGCUUUUACCCUUCAUGUUUGGAAAUCAUCUUUGAUAAAAGUCUAGUUCUUGUUUUUCUUUUUUUUUUAGAACUUUUCAAUGUCUCACUGACAUAAGAAGCAUUUGGGCUGGCAAAUAGUUUUUUUUGCUGUCGAUAAUUGCGUUGCUUCCACAUAAAAUAUACACUUUAAAUACAACACGAUUGUAGGCACCAUCAAGAGUUCACCUUUAGCUCUUUAAAAAAAUCAACCUACCUAUAUAUUUACAAGCUGUAUGGUGUCCGCAAGUGGAUGUUUUUCACACAUAGUUUGAAAUCUGUUAAAUUUAUCACCAAGACCUGUGGUGUAUUGAUGGAUUACUUGCUUGGAUGUGUUAGAGUCUUGGUUUGGCACCCGACAGAGGAACAUUUUUUACCUUCCAAACCCUCAUUUAUUAAUUUGGUUAUUGUACUGUUUUUCAUUUUUUAAAAAUGAUAAGUAAAUCCUAGCACACUUUAUAAUUUAACUUAAAAUAAAUGUUUGGAAGAAAUAAAAAUAUCAUGCAUGGUAAAUAAGAUUCUAUUUCCUUAUUUUUAAUGGGUCAUUUGUAAAAAUCUAACGAUUUUGAUUUAUUUGUUCCUCAGACUCUUGCUUCAAAAACAAUAGGGAUCAGUGCUUUCCAAACUCUGCAUUGGUUGUUUGGUGUGAAAGCUAGGAGUCGUUGGUCUACCCCUGAUUCAUGUACAAACGUGAUUUACUUCAAUGUAGUAAUGCUUUGGAUUUUUGAAUUGUAUCCUGAGGGAACCUUUGUGAAAGUGUAAUAUUUCUGAGAUGAUGGUUUUUCUUGUGAUUCAGCUGAGAUGGCAACAGAUCUGAAGGAUAAUCCUAUUCACCAUCACCUUCACUGCUCAGAUAUUCAAGUUCACUCCACUGCCAAACAUCCCCACCACCAGCCUCCCUUGCCAGUGCCUGUUCACCACCCUCUGCCACUCCCGGUCUACCAGCCUCACUAUCUCCCUACAACCAGGCUAAGUACUUCUACUGCUGAAUUGGAAGUAAAUGGCAACUACACUGAGAGUCUGGAGCUGAGAAUGCCGGGGUAUGCUUGCCGAUGUGACAUUAAUGGGGGGAUGGAUUGUCAGGAAACUCUUGAUCCUGGCACCCUCGAGAAGGAAACUGGACUCCCCUAUGUUGUGGCUGAUGGGGCCCUAAGGUCCUUGUCCUGUCACAAAUGUCAUUCGGCCAGAGUGGCUUUUCAAAUAGGAGUUGCAGGUGAGGAUUUACAAAACUCUCUGGCCAGGAAGCGCAGGGGUUCCAGUAAUGGUAGUUUUGAUGGCUCUUUGGAAAAAAUUGACGAAGACCAAGUGUCUACCAACACUUCGCACUACACAUUUCCUUCGCACUACCUUGAAAGAAGCUUAUCAAAUUCUUCAGUUGAAAAAACUUUAGCCCAACACAGAACUAUUGAGAGUUUUCAGGUUGCUAUUUCAGCUGCCAACUCUGUAAAUUAUAUGGGAGAGGUUGGGGGCGUCAAAAUUAAUGGCAUACCGUCCCCUCCCACAUCAUCCUGCUCCUCUUCCCCCUCAUCCUCAGUCAAAGACUUCAGCCCUUUGCCACAGAUCAAUGAGAUAUUGCCUGAAGAUAUUUGCUCCGACGUGAAUGACAGCAUCAUUUCUUUGACCUUACAAGCAGAGAACGAGCCUGAGGUUGACCAGUCGCAGAAUGCCUCCAUUGGAGCUGGAGGGGGCAUGGGUGACUUGAUAACAGACAAGCUGUCUCCAGAGGAUUUAUCUAUAGCACAGAAAACGUUAGACUCAGGCUCUCUGUGUCUUCCUUUGCCAUUCAGAUUUCUCAAAAACUCGCCAGCUUCAUCCUCGAAAGAUAGAAAUCUCAGUGACAAACCGCCAGCCGGCCCAACCAACAGCCACCGAAGUAAAGGUCGUCCUCCACCAAGGCAGUCUUGGUUGCUCAGACUGUUUGAGUCAAAAAUGUUUGACAUGAAUAUAGCAAUCACAUACCUGUAUAAUUCAAAGGAACCUGGAGUGCAAACCUAUAUAGGUAAGAAAUCCCCCCCCCCCCUCUUAAAUUUAAUAGUGCUUUAAAGAGAGUUUGUGCUUGGUUAAUUGAGCAGAGAAUCAAGUCCUGAACUACCCACAGAAUUAAUUACAUUUUAACAACACAAAGGAACCUGGAGUGCAAACCUAUAUAGGUAAGAAAUCCCCCCCCCCCCCUCUUAAAUUUAAUAGUGCUUUAAAGAGAGUUUGUGCUUGGUUAAUUGAGCAGAGAAUCAAGUCCUGAACUACCCACAGAAUUAAUUACAUUUUAACAACCAUGUUAUUUCUGUUUUUAAAAAAAUCUCUAUGAAAAGUGGUUGAUCUUAAAAUAUGUUCUAUUUUAUUACUAAAGACAAGUAUUGAUCCUUUCAGAACAGGCAGAAAGGGAAAAUUCAUGAAAAUCUGCUUAGUAAGGUUUGGGUAUGUUAAUGUUAUUUUUACUCGGGGUGGGCAACCCUGUUGACAACCAUCACAUGUAAUAAAAAGUAUUGUGUAAAGUGGUUCUCAAGUUGGUGGAUCAACACAUGUGCUGCAGUUUUAUGGUGGUCUGCAUGCUGAAACUGGAGAUGGGAAUCAAAAAGAACUCUCCGAAUUCAAACCAUGUGGACCAUCGAACCAAUCACGAACUUCAACAUCACUUUGGGGGCGUCCAUUAAUGACGUAAAAAAAAAAGGGGGGGGGGGGUUGAAUGUUUGACAGUUGUUGACAAGGAUGAAGGUUUUUUUUUUAGAUUAGUUGAUGUCAACAAUCAUGUUCUUCUAUUAGAAUUUUAAUCUUAAAAAUUGUCUUGUACUUACAUUAUUUUAAACAAUUUAAUGAGUGUAAAUAGUCAUAUAUGUUUAGCUUUUAACAAUAUAAGAGUUUUUAAUAUGAGUCUGUCUGUGCAGUGAAGAUGGUUGGUAAGAAUGUUAGCAGACUUUGUUAGUGCAAGAGAAGUCAAAAGUUGGAAUCUCUUCACUUGUCAUUUUCCUCUAAAUCCGCUCUCUAGAAUGAUUAACACAUCAUUGUACACAGUGUUUAAUUUAAAUAAAACACCAACUCAUCUGUGUUCAAUAACAACUCUACCAACCCAAAGACAGAGAGAGCAACUAUUGAAAUAACAACUAUACCAACUCAAAGACAGAGAGAGCUAAUGGCAAUUAUUGCUCACACCGACAAUACUCCAUUUCAAGUGCUGAAUGGUUAGAUAAGGAUGAUGUUGACUUGUCUGGUGUAUCAGUUCCACAAGAUGAAAAUGGUAAAUCAGCUACUAUACACAAUGCCCAUCAGGGGUGUCAUUUCAGGUUUUUUUCAAGGGAAGGGAGGGGGGGUCAAAACCAAAAUUGGGUGGGCUUGUUAAGUUGUUUAUUACUGAAGGCGCAACAGUACAUAGCAAUUUAAAUAAAACCAGCAAAACGGGGGGAGGGGGGGGGAUUGCUCCCCCUGCCCUACAAAAAUGAUGUCCCUGAUGCCCAUUGUUAAGAUACAGCAACAACUGGCUACUUUAUGGGAAGAUAAUAGCAGCUAGAAACUAUGCUAUAAUUGUCUGCUGUACUGACAAGAAUCAGAUUUAUACUUCCACAAACAAUGAUAUUUAGUCCUUAAAAAAGUUUGUUUCUGCAUUAUAAAAUUUAAGUGCAAAAACUUUUUAACCUGUUGAUUAACAAGCUAAACAUGUAAUAAAAUGAUUUCAUUACAAUUGUAUGUGUCAUUUAAAUAGAUCAGCACAAAGUAAAAUGUAAAUUGAAAGUUUGACAGUUGUUGACAGUGGGGGGGGGGGAGGUAAAACAAAUGCAUAAAAAUUGUUGAUGUAAUUAAUGGACGACCCCUUAGUACAAACUUAGCGAGCUUAUCUCCAACUUAUUCGUAAAUGUUUUACGAAAUCGACACAUCACUACUUACGCCACCAAUGCUUAUCGUUUAAUUAAAACCAGAAAACCCAAUUGAAAAACGAAAGGAUCUUUUUUUAUCAUCUCUUCUUGAAACUUCUGCUAUAGAGGGGGUGGGGGAGCUGGUGUGAGACUGGGGAGGUUAACCCUUCCUCAAAUGCUUUUGCUGAGGCCACACUUCAGUAUUUGUAUGAGUACUAUUACCUACCAGUGACUUGUUGAUUAGGAAUAAGAUAGUCCAUCUAUACAUAAAACCUCUAUCUACCAAUAAGUUGUGUCUUAUGGAUUAGACCAGGGGUCUCCAAACUUUUCAGCCCGAGGGCCGCAUUAACUGUCCAACAGUAGUUCGCGGGCCGACUGCACACUCGAGCAGGGUUUCUGUCAGCAUUAUCUCGCGUGAGGGCGCCAGCAGAUUCAUUGUUGGAAAUAGUUUUGCUCGGGGGGGGGGGGGGGGCACUUGGCUUUCCCUCGGCUGAUUUACAAGUGCCUUUUCAAUAGAGUGUUCCACCAAGUGACGCGUAUACUGCUAUGUAAGAUUAACUUCACCAAGUAGAACAACGUGAAAUUACGGACAUCGUGUAAAAGACAUUGUGCUGUAUGACAUUCAUGCUCAAAUGUUAAGAGGCGGUGCUAGUGACAAAUAGACCCAAAAAAAAAAAAAAAAUUUGUUAGCAUUUCUCGGUUUCGAUAUAUUUUGUUUUAAAAAAAAUAUAUACAUUAAAUUUAAAUAAAUUUAUAUUAAUUAUUAAAAGAUGUUAAAUUUUGUAAAAUAUCAUAUUGUUAAUUAAACAUUCAUUUUUUUAUGUUUUUAAUUUUUACUGAUUCGAUUCAUGUAUUUAUCGCCCGACCAAUGGAAAGUUUUAUUUCUGAGAAUUUAGAUAAAAGUAACUUCCUGUCACUUAAGAAAGUUACCGAACACUUCAAUCGGCGUUGAAUCAUGGCAAGAAGCCAGUAUAGGAGCUGCUCAUUCCUACCCAAUACAAUUAGGGACUGGAACAAGCUUUCAAAAGGAACAGUUGAGGCGACGACACUAGACACAUUUGCGUCUAUUGCCUUAAGCCUUCAAACUCCCAGUGCAUGAUUCCCUCACAAAGUAACACUUGCAAUCAGUGAAAUAUCGUCAUCAACACCAGGCACAGAAACAUUGCAAAUCCCUCUACGUGCAUAUGAGCCAAAAUGAUCACUAAAUUGAUCGUGGGCCCUCAAUAGAAGAAGAAACUGUGUUUUCUGACCUAAUUAUAGGGUCACCUCAUUUCUGGCGCAUUAACCUUGAACUUUUAAUAAAACAUGCAUUUGGAUUGGUUACAAGUGUGGAAAAUUGACGUGUGAUCGGUAACCCUUUUAUGAAAUUCGGUUGGACCGAGCAGUGCCGGUAUGGGCUUUGUUAAUAUGCAAUUUUUCAAUUUGGUGUCACCCGAUGCGGUCCGCACCCCCUAGCUACGCCACUGAUUGUAACGUAUGCUUAUGAAACUUGGACCCUAACAAAAUCGGCAAAAAAAAACAAACAAAAAAACCAAACUAUUAAACACAUGACAGAAAAGUUUUCCGUAAAAUAUGGAAAAUCUAUGGACCAACAAAUGAUGAAUAUGGAUGGUGAAUACGUUACAACCAGGAAUUGUAUAGCCUAUAACAGGAACGCUAGUAGCAGACAGAAUCAAACAACCCCUAAAAACAAAGUUUUUCCUAUAAAUCUUUGAUAAAAAGUCAUAUAUAGCACUGAGGGGACAGCUGAAACUUGACAACACGUGCAUACACGUGACGCACUUAAGAAGAAUUCCAAUGAUGGCGUCCCCCCUCCCCGGCUCGCAAAUGCACAUUUUUUUCACGCCCCUGAACUAUAUUAAUAUUUAAUGAUCUACCUGUUUGUACACUGCAGAUUUAUUUGACAAUGUUUCCAAACUAUAGGAACAUAUUACGCACCAAACGCACUUGCAAUAUUUGUUUUUUUAAAAUAAAUUAUAAAUGAGUGCAGUUAUCUGGCGUUUAUUUCGUUAAGUCAUAGUUCCUUUAUCUUCCUCUUGAAAAAGAGGGAAAACUGAGGGGGUGGGACUGAACAUUAGAUAGAAUGUGGUGUCAUCAGCAACGAGUUUCACUGCCAAGUUUCAGCUUGAUACGUUGACGGGAAGUGGGUCAGUAGAGCUGUCCAAAGAUUUUGCCAACCACCCAGCAUUGAGCAAAGGCGAUGUUAAUGUAAAGGAUUUUAAAAAGAAUGCCAAAUGACAGAAACUUGAAGGUGCACCACCAAAACCCCAGAGGAAAACGGCUCAAGGACACACCUAGGCUUAGAUGGUUGGAUGAUCUGGGGAAAAGAUCUACAGCAGCUGGGAAUCAAGUACUGAAAAGAAAAACAUAAGGUCUUGAGGGGAAGAUAGUGGUGAGGCAUGCCAAAGCCCUACAAAGGCUUGUAGCGCCACAUCGAUUGAUUGUCUGAUUUACAGUAUUCAAUUACCUUUUUCCCCUUUGUAGAACAUGCAUUGAAGUUGACAAAAUAAGAGUCCAGAAAACAACGUGCCUGGAUGGUGGUCUCUAGUUUCUGUAAUGACGGGUUCAUUCUUUGUUGUUGGAGCACAUUCAGACAUGGCUUGAAUUGACAACCACUCGUUGCUAUUGAUGGUAAUCUUUCCUUUCAGGUAACAGAAUGUUUAGCUUUGAAGAUUAUGAGGUGGACUUUUACCUGCCCCAACUGCUCAAUAUGUACAUUCACAUGCACGACGUUGCUGAAGCUAUUCAUCCUUAUCUAGUCCACAGGUGAGUAAGCUCAACUAAGAUGAACAUUUUUACUGCAGUCACGCUAAACACACCUCUUGUCUUAAUGAGCUACUUCAAAAAUACAUGUAAAAAAAAAAAUAAAUAUUGCUAGGUAACCAGUGGCGUAGAAAGGGGGUGUAAAACUUUUACUAAAAGGAUUAAUGUAAAGGAUUUUAAAAGGGACCGGUCCACCCUACAAUGUUUGUCCUAAUAUUAAUGGGACAUCAUUUUCUGACACUUGCAGAGUUUUUUCGUUGAAGGGGGGAGGGGGUAUUAAAAAUUAUCAGCCGCCCCGGGCGCCACUCACCCCUAGCUAUGCCACUGUACUUUACUGUUUAAACAAACUGUUGUUUGAUAUUGUCACGACACUGUUUAGAAUUGUUGUUAACUUUACUUUCUGUACUGUAGUGUGAUGAUUCAUUGGACACUCCUAGCCUGAAAGAGUUUUUUGGGUUUUUUUUAACUCCCACUUACGUACACAUUGAUUUAAAAAAAAAAAAAAGACUUUCUUGACAUAGACACAUACUAAACGGUGCGAAACACGUCUGCACCGAAUUAGUCAGUUUGUUAUGUACCUCAUUCAUAGAUACAAAUGUAUAAUUAUUUUCCUUUUUAAAGUUAUUUACCCUUAACCUUGUUCAUUGGCAUUUUUGUGGGGGGGGGGGUGUCCAAUGAUUUUUAAAGGUUGUGAAGAACACAAUUUAUAUUAAAAAUUAGUUCCUUUUCUGUCUUAAUUAAUAGUUUGUAUUUCAAUCUGACUGAUAUAAACUUAAAAUAAAUUUUGCUCCAGUUAUCAUCUUGAAUGGAGGUCAAUCUUGUCAAUCAAAUGAGUUGAGAUUCGUGAGUCGUCCGAGGUGAACAUUAAAUACAAUAGCUAGUUUCACGCGUACCGAAACUCAUGUGAUCGCACAGAAUUAAAGUAAAGAAACUGUUGAUCGUGUAGCAGCUAUCAAUAGCGCUAACACAUGGGGCUCUGAGUGUUGUAUUGGUCCAUCGAUUUUUUUUUUGCUGGCUACGUUUGAAGUGGAUUCAUGUCUUUUCCCUUCGGAACUCAGUAGUUGAACUUGACUUUAAACUUUUUGGUGCCAUCGAUUUUUUUAUGCUAGUCUUUAUCGUAGGGUUCCUUAGUAGUAUUUAAUAUCUUAACGGCUCCUGGUCUUAUCCUAAUCAUGUCAUAGCCUAGUAUUCUUCUCCUAGCCAUGUCAUAGCCUUUACUUUUUCAUGUCCAAUAGUUAUGUUCUAAUAGUUUUCUGGUGUUUACAACAUAUAGCAUUUUCUUUGUCAUGUCCAAUAGUUAUGUUCUAAUAGUUUUCUGGUGUUUACAACACAUAGCAUUUUCGGUCGGAGUAAGAUAUGGUGCACAGCCACCCUUUUCCACUAAAGAAGUUCCCAUGUUCCUCACAGAGCCGCUCACCUCCUCCCCCCAGGUCCUCCAAAGAAGUUCCCAUGUACCUCACAGAGCCACUCACCUCGUCCCCCAUGGUCCUCCAAAGAAGUUCCCAUGUUCCUCACAGAGCUACUCACCUCCUCCCCCCUUUUCCACUAAAGAAGUUCCCAUGUUCCUCACAGAGCCACUCACCUCCUCCCCCCUUUUCCACUAAAGAAGUUCCCAUUUUCCUCACAGAGCCACUCACCUCCUCUCCCCCCCGGGGAUCAGGAGGUUUCUUCUUCCCUUUAGAGCAGUGUUUUUUCAACCUUCCUAAUGCCGCGACCCUUUAUACAGUUCCUUAUGUUGUGGCGACCCCCACCACAAAAUUAUAUUCGUUGCUACUUCAUAACUGUAGAGUAGAUGUAUUUUCCUAUUGUCUUAGGCGACCCACAUGUUGACAACCGCUGCUUUAGAGCCACAGAUCUCCCCUUGUCUCUCACAUAGCCACACAUGUCCCUCGAAGAAGCCCCUCCCUCCCACAGCCACACACAUUCAUAUAGUACCCCCACAAAGACAUCUAUUUAUUUCGCAGCUUCUAACUUCAAGUUCAAGGCGUAUCUUGAGAUAACAUUGAGUCCACGAGCCUAUCUUUACUGUCUAUGGAUAACCAAGAGACAGCUUGGACCAAUGACUCCACAUGGCAUGAGUCACUCGGAUUGUGAGGAGUUGGGAAAAGGGAGAGGGGAAUGUGGUGACCGUAUGUUGGAUACUGAUGUACUCCCUAUCAUGGGCACCCUCAGGGGGGGCAAGGGGGGCACUUGCCCCCCCCCCCCCGCUUGCUUGGCUAAUUUUUUUUAGACCAAAUACACAAAAAAUGUAUUAAAGUAAAGAGAAAAACCCCCAGAAAGUUUUCUGCCUACGCCCAUGCUCCAUAUUAUCACCAGAGGUCAAAUGUGAUGACUCAUUUGUCCUCAUGUCAUUUAUCGGAUAAUCCCUAUCUGGUCUAUGCCUGAUCCCUCAGUUACCACCCUCAUAACAACGUGGAGCUACCUUGGUUUGUCUCAUUUGUAAACAGCGUUUAACUGGUUACUAUUGGACUACACCGUAUUAUUGUUGCUUCUUACAACUGUUGUCACCAUUACACUACUCCAAACUGAAGCUACCAUUAAAUUACUCGUGUAGCUACCUUUCAACUGCUCUAGAUGGAGCUACCGUUAAACUGUACCGACGUUCGUUAGCGCCCCCCCCCCCUUUUUUUUUCUUCUCUGCUCUUACCCUAUAGAGAAGGAAAGAAAGAUACUCCUCCUGUCUCACUCUAUGUAUCUGCCCCAUUCCUACUCACGCCUGCACCUCAUAUUUACACUAGGAAUGUUGACAAUGUAAACAACUAAGAUAUAUCUUAUAAUCAUCAAGUUUAGUCAAUAUUACUUGCAAACAUCGGACAAGAUACACACGCACUGACGUUUAUAAAUUAUCGAGCUACAGAGAACGAUUUAGCUUUUUUAAAAUAAAAUUUUAGGACUGUGUUCAGAUAAGAUGUUCAUCUUCAUUGUAAGAUAUUCAGCUUCAUUGUAAGAUAUUCAGUUUUAUUGUAUAAGAUAUUUAGCUUCAUUGUAAGAUAUUCAGUUUUAUUGUAUAAGAUAUUCAGCUUCAUUGUAUAAGAUAUUCAGCUUCAUUGCAUAAGAUAUUCAGCUUCAUUGUAUAAGAUAUUUAGCUUCAUUGUAAGAUAUUCAGCUUCAUUGUAUAAGAUAUUCAGCUUCAUUGUAUAAGAUAUUCAGCUUCAUUGUAUAAUAUAUUCAGCUUCAUUGUAUAAUAUAUUCAGCUUCAUUGUAUAAUAUAUUCAGCUUCAUUGUAUAAGAUAUUCAGCUUCAUUGUAUAAGAUAUUCAGCUUCAUUGUUUAAGAUAUUCAGCUUCGGUGUAUAAGAUAUUCAGCUUGGUUGUAUAAGAUAUUCAGCUUGGUUGUAUAAGAUAUUCAGCUUGGUUGUAUAAGAUAUUCAGCUUGGUUGUAUAAGAUAUUCAGCUUGGUUGUAUAAGAUAUUCAGCUUGGUUGUAUAAGAUAUUCAGCUUCGUUGUAUAAGAUAUUCAGCUUCGUUGUAUAAGAUAUUCAGCUUGGUUGUAUAAGAUAUUCAGCUUCGUUGUAUAAGAUAUUCAGCUUCGGUGUAUAAGAUAUUCAGCUUGGUUGUAUAAGAUAUUCAGCUUGGUUGUAUAAGAUAUUCAGCUUGGUUGUAUAAGAUAUUCAGCUUGGUUGUAUAAGAUAUUCAGCUUGGUUGUAUAAGAUAUUCAGCUUGGUUGUAUAAGAUAUUCAGCUUGGUUGUAUAAGAUAUUCAGCUUGGUUGUAUAAGAUAUUCAGCUUGGUUGUAUAAGAUAUUCAGCUUGGUUGUAUAAGAUAUUCAGCUUGGUUGUAUAAGAUAUUCAGCUUGGUUGUAUAAGAUAUUCAGCUUGGUUGUAUAAGAUAUUCAGCUUGGUUGUAUAAGAUAUUCAGCUUGGUUGUAUAAGAUAUUCAGCUUGGUUGUAUAAGAUAUUCAGCUUGGUUGUAUAAGAUAUUCAGCUUCGUUGUAUAAGAUAUUCAGCUUCGUUGUAUAAGAUAUUCAGCUUGGUUGUAUAAGAUAUUCAGCUUGGUUGUAUAAGAUAUUCAGCUUCGGUGUAUAAGAUAUUCAGCUUGGUUGUAUAAGAUAUUCAGCUUGGUUGUAUAAGAUAUUCAGCUUCGGUGUAUAAGAUAUUCAGCUUGGUUGUAUAAGAUAUUCAGCUUGGUUGUAUAAGAUAUUCAGCUUGGUUGUAUAAGAUAUUCAGCUUGGUUGUAUAAGAUAUUCAGCUUCAUUGUAUAAGAUAUUCAGCUUGGUUGUAUAAGAUAUUCAGCUUCGGUGUAUAAGAUAUUAGGCUUCCGUGUGUCCAUGAAAUACCUUUACUCUAAAACACGGGUACCAAUGGUACAAAGCGUUGGCACAUAGUGGUGCAUGAUUACCUAUUACCAGUGGGGAUUAAGCUGUAGAACAUUAAAUUAUUUUAUCAUAGCUUACCUCUUUUGACGCCUUGCCCCCUCCAUGAUUACACAUGAUGAGUGGGGGAUUACACAGGGUAACACAAAGACACAUGCGUCAUGUAACACAUUACCUGUGUUGCAAGCGUACAAUUAAAACUGACCUAAUGUAACUAUCUGCGUGUGCACUAUUUACGGCCCCGGGUUCUAAGGUAUCGUCUGCCAGUCAAAUAGGAUCUUACUAUCUUAACUCUCUUUGACCAACAGGCAUGCUAAUAAGCCAUUCAAAUAUAAUCUUAGUAUGUUAACUCUGUUUGACCAACAGGCAUGCUAGUUAGCGGCCUGCACACGUUGACUGCCCGCCACGCUCCCCUUCCCUCACCCUCGUAGUAGAGCUUUGUUGUUCUUCCAGCUACCCGACACCGCUAAUCUGCCCCCACCACAUUGGUUGGCAUUCUAUUCUCCGGACACUGAACAAACACUCGUUUCUUUUGCGCAUUGCCGCUUUCUCUUACUUCAAUCACUGAACCAAGUUUUUGUCGCAGUGUGCCUCCAGUUGGACUCAUAAUGAGGACCUCAGUGGUCCGCACGCCCUCAAGCGUGGGUCCGCCAUCUGUCAGUCACGGGUGCAAUAGUCCUAAGUGGAAGUUAAAGAUUUAAAUUGAGCCGGCUGCAAAGUCGAUACAUUCAGCACUGUCCUUAUGAACAUUGUGAGAAGCUCUGAUGUAGGCCAACCCCCUAAGUCGUAACUUAUUGGUCUGUAUUUGGAAUUUACCCUUGUUAAUAAAUGUGUUGAUUUGUUUUAUUUUGUGUGCCAACACUUUAUCAAAUGCGGUUGUAGACUUGACCUCCGCCACACAAAACAACAACACAAACCAACACUUUUCUUCUUCCGCCCACAACAUUUUUCCUCGAUUGAUUGAUGGAUUUGAUAUUUAUAUCGCGCCGGUAUCCGUGCCACUCUAGCAUGCCAUGUUCACUGCGCUCUGGUCCUCAGAAAUCUAUUGAAACAAAAAAACUUUUAAUUGUUUCUUAAAUGAUUUUUUAUCAUUUACAAUUCCCUACAAAGAUUGAAGCAAACUGUUCCAUAAUUUUGGCACUAUCGCUUCAUAGGAGCUCACUCCGUACGACUUUUUUCUGUGUUUAUCCACACUAGGAACACUCAACAAGACCGCAGGCUCUUCACAGAUACAUGUUUAUAAAUCAGUUUCCUGAGAUAUUCCCGUGCUGAGCCAUCUCUGCAGCUGUACGCCAGGGACAGAAUUUUGUAGUUAAUUCGCUCACUCACAUGAACCCAAUGGAGAUCUCGUAGAAGUGGGGUGAUGUGGUCAGAUUUUUUCAUCCAUGAUACAAUGCGUGCUGCAGUAUUUUGUAUCUUUUGGAGUCUCUGAAUUUGGUUCUGAGGUAAACCCCACAAACAGUUAUUACAAUAAUCUAAUCUUGACUUGAUUAGAGUUACCUCUACAGCAUUGGCUGUUCUCCUAUUGAGUUGAGGACGCAGCUGACCCAGUGCACGCAGAUGACAAAAAACAUGCCUUGACAACAGAACUGAUAUGGGGAAUCAUACUAAGUUUACUGUCAAUGUAAAAGCCAAGGUCUCUGACAGUCGAGGACAACAGGAUCUCAGAUUCCCCAACUUUUAUUGAUGCAAUGGUAACUUUAAGAAGAUUGGCGUCUGAACCACAAAUAAUUGCCUCAGUCUUAACAUCAUUUAAUUUUAAUCUGUUUGAUGACAUCCAAUCCUUCACUCAUAAUACCACCCACAUCACUUGUCCUCUUCGCACAUCACUUAACGCUUUCCCCUCGCAACUACUUCCCCCUCGAAACUAGUUCAUUCAUCUUAUAUUUAAACUGUUAAAUGCAGAGGGAUUAAAGCUAAGAGUACAAGAAAAAUCAUAGACUUACCAGUUGCUAUCAUCAACUUGAUCAAGCCGUGGUGAAAAAAUGUUAUGUUCUUUCUUAGUUGGUCUUUUUCUGUCAGUGCCUUCAGUGUAAUCUGUAAAAUGUUUUACGGUAGAUAAUUAGUCAUAAUUCACUGAGUGCUUGGCUGAGAAAGGGGUAGUCUUAUGAUAGUGUUACAAAGAUAUCAACAUAAGUAAUGGGAUUGAAAUACUUCGCUACAUAAAUAGACUUGAAUGACAUUUUUAACCCUCUCGGGAUGGAUGGAUCGGCCCAAGGUGGAGUAGUGGAAAAGAGGGAUGUCCGAUCUAUCGGCCUGAUAAUUCAAACCUCGAGAGUGGCUGGCUAGUCUUCAUACCAGGGAAUCAGAUUGCUUCUAGCAUAUCCCUGCACAUCCCGGCAUUGUAUUGGCGGCCUGUGUUCAUAGAUAACAAGCUUUUGUUGUAUUCAGAAUUUUUGUUGUGUAUGGCAAGUAAUACAGUAAAAUUCCAAAAUGUCUGACAGUGAUACUGAUCAAACUAUCCUUAGUGAUUUUGAUAUUCUAGCAGUGAAUCUGACACUGAAGUUGAUGAAAACAACCAGGAAAUUAAUGAAGACUAUCAAAAUGAGGGUAAUGCUAAUGUCGUUAACCCUUGGUUUAGUAUAAGGAACACUCAACUGGAUAGAGAUGACCACUCUGAAUUUUUAGACAACAUGGGUCCUAUAAAUAAGGAAUAAGCACCCCAUUUGAGUACUUUAUGCUAUUUUUACAAUAAAUAUCAUUCAAAUGUUUAUGACACAGACUAAAAAGUAUGCAUACAACUUUCUCAGGAAAGUCCAGCUUAAGAGUGGAGCUCUAGGUCAUACAUGGGGGCCGGUUACAUUGAGUGUCUUUAGCAACUGACAGAAUAGUCGGGGGGGGGGGGAAGGAGUAAAACCUUUGUGCCUGAGGUUUCUGAUGAGCCUCCAUGUGCCAGAGGUGUUUGAAGGGCCUCCAUGUGCCAGAGGUGUUUGAAGGGCCUCCAUGUGCCAGAGGUGUCUGAAGGACCUCAGUAUGCCAGAGGUUUCUGAAGGGUCUCCAUGUGCGAGAGGUGUCUGAAGGGCCUCCAUGUGCCAGAGGUGUUUGAAGGGAUUCCAUGUGCCAGAGGUGUCUGAAGGGUCUCCAUGUGCCAGAGGUGUUUGCAGGGUCUCCAUGUGCCAGAGGUGUCUGAAGGGUCUCCAUGUGCCAGAGGUGUUUGAAGGGUCUCCAUGUGCCAGAGGUGUUUGUAGGGCCUCCUUGUGCCAGAGGUGUCUGAAGGGUCUCCAUGUGCCAGAGGUGUUUGUAGGGUCUCCAUGUGCCAGAGGUGUCUGAAGGGUCUCCAUGUGCCAGAGGUGUUUGCAGGGUCUCCAUGUGCCAGAGGUGUCUGAAGGGUCUCCAUGUGCCAGAGGUGUUUGUAGGGUCUCAAUGUGCCAGAGGUGUCUGAAGGGUCUCCAUGUGCCAGAGGUGUUUGCAGGGUCUCCAUGUGCUAGAGGUGUCUGAAGGGUCUCCAUGUGCCAGAGGUGUUUGCAGGGUCUCCAUGUGCUAAAGGUGUCAGAAGGGUCUCCAUGUGCCAGAGGUGUUUGCAGGGUCUCCAUGUGCUAGAGGUGUCUGAAGGGUCUCCAUGUGCCAGAGGUGUCUGAAGGGUCUCCAUGUGCCAGAGGUGUUUGCAGGGUCUCCAUGUGCCAGAGGUGUCUGAAGGGUCUCCAUGUGCCAGAGGUGUUUUUAGGACCUCAUUGUGCCAGAGGUGUUUUUAGGACCUCAUUGUGCCAGAGGUUUCUGAAGGGUCUCCAUGUGCGAGAGAUGUCUGAAGGGCCUCCAUGUGCCAGAGGGGUCUGAAGGACCUUAGUGUGCCAGAGGUGUCUGAAGGGCCUCCAUGUGCCAGAGGUGUCUGUAGGGUCUCCAUGUGCCAGAGGUGUCUGAAGAGUCGCAGUGUGCUAGAGGUGUCUGUAGGGUCUCCAUGUGCCAGAGGUGUUUGAAGAGCCUCCAUGUGCCAGAGGUGUUUGAAGGGUCUCCAUGUGCCAGAGGUGUUUGAAGGGCCUCCAUGUGACAGAGGUGUUUGAAGGGUCUCUAUGUGCCAGAGGUGUUUGAAGGGUCUCCAUUCUCCAUGUGCCAGAGGUGUUUGAAGGGUCUCCAUGUGCCAGAGGGGUUUGAAGGGUCUCCAUGUGCCAGAGGGGUUUGAAGGGUCUCCAUGUGCCAGAGGUGUUUGAAGGGUCUCCAUGUGCCAGAGGUGUUUGAAGGGCCUCUAUGGGCCUUGUUUCCCAAAAACACAAGAGUUAUGACUUAUUUAGGUUUUAUCCAUAAAAAAAUUCACACAAUUGGUACAAGUAAGUCAUGUUUGUUCUAGGUUUAACAAAAAAUCACACACAUAAAUUAUGCAAAUCAGGAUAGCUAAUUUGCAUGAAUGUUGUUAUUCAAUUUGAUUCAUAAUGAUUGUAUUAGUUCAUUCAAUUUCCUACAAGAAUAUAUCUAGUUUGAUAUAUAUGAAGGAAGUAGGAUUUUUUGGAUCAAUUUUUUUUGCAAUGGGAGUGCCGAGCUCGUAAAAAGUGCUUCAUCUUUUUGGCACAGACGCCCUGAAAAGACUCUGUCCCAAAAGGGUUAAAUUUCCCCCAGAAACCCACACUAUGUUCUAAUGGUUUGAAAAUUAUUUCGUUUGGUGUACAAGCAUACUUUGAGUCAAGAAAUCGUUAUCCAUAAUCAAUAUUUGUAUCAUGUGACCUUGACCCACUUUUUCAUUUUGUUCCACUGGUGACCCACCGGGAAUUUAAGGCAUACAAUUCACCCUUUCAUUUACAUCAAGAAAUUACAAAAUAUGUGGGUAAAAUUUAAUUUUCAUCAAAUAAUAUAUGAAGACCACAAGGGAAAAAACGGCAGAAUCACGUUUUUGUUGUUUUGAGAUAUUCGAUUUUUAAAGUUCAAAACCAUGCACAUUAAAAAUGUGUAAACAAAAUGUAAUUUUUAAAAUGCAUUUCACAAGAGUGUCCAUUUCCCUGAGUUAUUAAGUAGAUAAAGUAAUUCAAACUUGAAUGUAACAUGAUUUAUUUCAUUAUAGUAGAGAGUGGGGUCAAAAUGGACUCUGCCGUUUUUUCCCUUGUAGUAAUUUAUCAAGGUUUGAUCAUUGAUAAAUAUCUAUUUAAAACUAUUUUAUAAGUAAAUUUUCACAUUUAGGGGUCACUGGCAAAAUACAUCACGCUUAGAGGGGGUGGUUGAGAAUAUGCGACACUUUGUGACAGGGGGAAAGGGAGGUGGGGGGGGGGUAAAAAAUUGUGACGUCACUUUUUUUCAUCUCUAAAAGUUUCUUCUUUAAAAAAAUCAUAUUUUAAUUAAUUUCUAAAACAUUAAUUCGAGGUCAACUUUGCCUCAUGUAUUAUAGUAUGGUACCAUGAAACUCGGUUUUCUAGUAAUACUACAUCUUAUUAUUAUGGCAGUGGUUCUCAACCUUCCUAAUGCCGCGACCCUUGAAUGCAGUUCCUCAUGUUGUGGCGACCCUCAACCAUAAAAUUGUUUUCGUUAGUACUUCAUAACUGUAGAGGAUAUGCAUUGGCUGAUUGUCUUAUGUGACACCUUUAAAAGAGUCAUUCAACCCAUAAAGGGGUGCCACCCACAGGUUUAGAACUGAUGCAUUAUGGGAAAAUUUUGAAGAAUAAAAUAAUAUCUUUGUUUAGUUAUGAAAAUGUUAUGUAUGUUUUGAAUGUUUUUAGGUGAUGUGACAGGGGGGGGGGGAGAAUUUGUGACAUUUUGUGACAAGGGGAGGGGGUGUCUAAAAAGGUCAUUUUUAACGUGAUGUAAUUUACGAAUGACCCCUGCCUUAGGCAAAUUAUUUUUGUUUACACUAUAAAUAUAAGAAUAUGGAUCAUGCCUAUAACUAUCAUUAAAAAACUAAAUUAUUUAGAAUUUAACCUGAAAAUCAGAUUUAAAAUCAUACUUUCUGAGUUUCUGAUGUGCUUCUUACAAUUUUGGCCCAAUAUUUUUUUUUUCUCUAGCAGUAGCUGUAACUGUAUGAACUUAGUUUAAGAGUAAAGUCAGUAAAGAGACCGAGAUAGCAAGACAGACACUCGAAGAUAAAGAGUUCAGGGGGAGUCAGACACAAAGUUAGAGCUAUAGGGAGAGAGAUAAUCACACUAACUGAGAUAGACUGACAGGGAGAGACACAGACAUGCAACAAACAGUGAUAGACUAGACUUGACUACACUUAUAGCGACAGCGAAAGAGACGAGUCGGAUACACACAUAAAUUAACUGAACAUAACAAAACAAGGGUAAAAUAAGAUUUAAAAAUACAAAUUUUAUUUUUUAAAAUGUUUUAUGUCCAAUUUAUCGUGCUUAUGUUAAUUUGUUUUGUUUUCAUGUGGUAGGAAAUUUAAAAAAAUUCAGGUUUGUCAGUUAACUUUUUCGUCGGUUUGUCGGUCAGCUGAGCGAAUCGGUCGCCAUCUUUAAAUUUUGUUUACAGUAUAGCUAUCUCUCAUUGGACCUUUAAAUCACGUGACUUCAAAUGUCACGUGAUAUUAGUGACUUAGCCCCCUUUUACAUUGUAAACAUUGGACUCUGCUUCUUUUUCCAUUGUAAACGGAUUUUUCGUUUCCAUUUUUCUUAUGGACUUAGCCAUUUUUUCUCCUUUAAACUUAAUUCAGCACCUUCUAUUUUUAACUGGCUAUAAGUCAGGGGUGAUAACUCAAAAAAAUUAAAAAUGGACUCUGCCGUUUUUUUCCCUUGAGGUCUUCAUAUGACAUAUUGAUAUGAAAUGACCUCAAGGAGUUUCUCUGCUCAGUGACACAUAGAUAAACUUUACAUUUUUCACAUACGAUAUUUGUUUUUAGUCUGCACAAUUUGCAUCGUUGACGCUGAUCACUUUUGAUGGGGAAGUGAUAUGUGUUCGAACUUCUGGCUCUGGCAUCAAUUGUUGUGGAAACCUCUCUUCUGUGGACAUUCUGUAGUGCAUUUAAGUGAUAACGUGUGUCAGUUUCACAAUAAUAUCUGGUGCCGGCAUUUUUGCUAGACCCAUUCUAAGAAACAUACCCAUAAUCUGUUUCAUUUCUGUUUGGUGGUGACAAUUGAUUUUUCCAGACUUUCAAACACUAUGCUGGUUAGUCAUUGUAAGACUAACAUAUCAUCCGUUAGAGAGACUUUGAGAAAUAGAAAAGGGGAUGGAAAUUGAUAAUCAUCCAAAAGUUCCAGUUGUCUACCUCUAAAUAUAGAAUCUGGUAGAUUAAAUGUUCUUUUGUCCAUACAAAUGACAACUUCUGCUUUGCUCUGGCAGAGUUAGAGGAUGUAGAGGGUUCUGGCUCAUCAUCAUCAGAUUCCAAAUUACUGGUACAUGUGAUUUUGAUGUAAUAUUUGAGUAUUAUUUGGAUUGUAAUCUUUAUCUUCAUCAUCUGUUGCAUUAUCAUCUCUAAAUCACUCUCAUCUGGAUUGAUGGCAUCCAAAAUGGCAUAUGCCUCAUGUGUCUUGUAGUAUCUUUUUGAUGGAAAUGCCAUUCUGUCAAACACAAAAAUAAUAAGUUAUUAAUUAUACCCUAAUUAGUUUUUGACCUACAUAUAGCAUAGGCCUCUAUGGCAAUAAAACAAAGGGAAUUUUAUAACAUAGUAUUUCUAUACUAUGUUACUAUAAUCAAUUAAUUAAAGAUAAUAUUUUCAGUUCAAAUACACAAUUAAUAACCAUUAAGAAAGGUAAUAAAUAUUUAAAUGACAUUACAAUAUUAUUUUUAAUGCACUAAAAAUAAUUAGAGCUACAUCUAGUUUUAGCUACAAAAUGAGUGGUCUCUAGAUGGUCUAGUCCUAGUUCCUAGUGACUUCUUUAUUUGACCAAGAAAACCCAUUGGGUCGCUGGAGAUUCAACGAUUUUAUAAAGUCACAAUCUAAAAAUUAGCACCAAUUUAAUAAUUCUUUGCACUGUCAUUUGUGUAAAAACAUUUUUCAAAUACACACAAAACAAUACAUUAAUUUAUAACUUACCUCAUAAGGCCGAAUUGAUUCUUGAAGUAUGUAUAGUCCACUGUCAGUACAAUGUAUCAUGGGGGUAGCCAUAUUUAAAAAGGAAUUCACUUACAAAAAAUAAAUUUAAGACAAAAUGGUUAACUCCCUUUUGUUCCACAGUAGGAACACUGGGUAUUAGAGACACAAAAAAAUUGAUUUUUUUUAAUUAGGGUGGGUCACGAGUGCUCACACAUAUAUGUACUACCCAACAUGCUCAAGGUUCGAGCCACAUGUAGACUAAGCUGGGGCAUCUCUUCAGGAAUGAAACGAGUGAACUGUGCUGGCCCAACUGUGUCUUACCUUGCCUUGAGUGUCCCAUUACACUGCAGCUCUAUUAGCUCUAUCUGCAAAUUUACAGGUGCAGUUUCCACGUCUUUGUCAAAUGGGUUACAAAGCAGCUCGAAAUUACUUUUCUGUGCUUCAAAGUCACUAAAAGUCGCUGUGCGAACUCGGCACUAAGUAAGCUAAGUUUUUCAGCAAAGUGUGCAUUAGGAAACAACAUAGCAUUGACUUGGUUCAACAUUGCUUGGCAACAAGAAAAGUGAGACAAGUUGCAUUGAUGCAUUUGUAUCUACUAUAAGCGCAGUUUCACUUGAAAUGCCUUCACUGCAUCAUGCAUAUCAGUGAUCAAGUGAUUCCGACUUUGGGGCUGCAGGUUCAAGUAGUUGAAAUGAGUGGUUUUGUGUCAGACAGAAAUGCCAACUCACAUUUCCACUUUUUAUCCCGAAAAACUGUGGAAUCUUUUCCUUUGCUGUCCAUUAAUUGACAGAUUUCCUCGAUCAGCUGGAAAAAUAUACUAAAACUUUUCCCCGACUUAGCCACCGCACCUCUGUAUGAUAAGGCAUGUCGCCGAACGUUGAGUCUUUUUCCUUCAAAAAAUGCUGAAAUUUGCUGUGAUUUAAAACUUUGGCUCUGAUAAAGUUGCCGGUUUGUGUUACAGUGCUCAUUACACCAUCCAUGUUGAGGACUUGAGCACACAGGACCCUUGGUGUAUGAUGCUGUAACAUGCUAUCAGUUCACCAGUACAGUUCUCCUGCAUCUUUAACCAUAUCUUUCCAACUAGUCCACUUUUUACGCCACAAAUCGCCUGUGCUCCAUCUGUUGUAAGUCCAAGUUUGUCCCAAGGCAGGUUCAUGUUGGUUAAACUUUGACAUGCGUUGUCUGAAAUGUCUUUUCCUGUUGUUAUCCCCUGCAUGGAUUUCAUGUCCAAUAUUUGUUCUAUAACAUUCAAAAUGGAGUCCACUCCACGGAUGAAGAGCUGUGCAGUGUCAGUCGUGUCAUUACUUUCAUCGACAGCAAGUGAGAAUGCAACAAAGUCUUUUCCUUUUCCAUCAGCUGUGUUUUCACAGCAGUGGCCAUCUCACAAAUCAGAUCAGCAGCCAUAUUUCUGCUAAGGCUUACAUUUGCACACUUUCAUCAUGCAGCUCUUCAGAAACUCUUAUUCUGUAAAUGGUCUGCCAGAUUUUGCGAGCUCCUCCACCACAAUAAAACUUGCUUUCACAUCAGGUUCAAUUUGUGAUUUUACUUUGUUGAAAAACAUCUGCAGUGAUGUUAGAUUCCUCUUAAAUUGGCCAUUUUAAUGCUAGCUUUGAUUUUAAAAAAUGAUUGUGCAUCUACGGACAGACGCUUGAUUAAUAUCCUGUUUGCCGUAGCGGGAAAAGGUGAUGUUAUAUCCGGGCACUACAUUUAUUUCAUUUCCUUUGUGCCAUCCAAUUUGAGCAACAGAACAUUGCUAGGUUUCUGUUACAUCCACUCACUACACAACUGUUAAUUUUUCUUAUUCUGUUUUAAGCGAGAACGCUCUCAGGUAGCCCAUCAUUUGGCAAGGCUGCUAAUUAUGGUAUUUGAUUUGCAAUUUAUGUUGCAGGGCCAUUACAAAAAUAUUUUUGCCUAAAUUUCGCUCUCGGACCGGAUAUAAUUGUACUCCGGUCAAGACCUCUUGGGCCUGAUAUAACUGUACGCUGGUCAAGACCUCUCGGGCCUGAUAUAACUGUACACUGGUCAAGACUUCUCAGGCCUUAUUUAACUGUACGCCUGUCAAGACCUCUCGGACCUGAUAUAACUAUGUCGGUCAAGACCUCUCUGGCCUGAUAUAACUAAUCGAGUCAAGACCUCUUGGGCCUGAUAUAACUGUACGCCGGUCAAGACCUCUUGGGCCUGAUAACUGUAUGCCGGUCAAGACCUCUCGGGCCUGAUAUAAUUGUACGCCGGGUCUGAUAUGGCCCGCGGGUCUUGAGUUUAACACUUAUUAUCUAGGCCAUUUCCCGAGUUUGAUGGAGCAUACUAAACUUGGCAAAACAAGCUCAAUGAAUCUUCAUGGUUAUGAAACAUGUACAUCAUCUGUGUCUGUGAUGCCCGCAGCCAUUUUCAAUGCUGUAACCAAAAAUACCCAUAGAUUGCGAAGUUCUUGCAUAUCUGCAGUCAAUAUCAGUAACAACUUUGUCAUUUUCUACCUGUACCCUAGACAGUAGUAACUCAAUUCUCAAGCCAUUUUGCAAGAUUGUUGGAAAAAGUGUGUCCCCGUUAGCUUUAGGUAGGGCUUGGAUUUAAAACAACAUCGCUGAUCUUUGUAGAUCAAAGCUGUUAAAAAUGUUAAAAAAUUGUCUGCAUUGCAUUUUUAUUUAAACAGACUCAUUAUAGUCAAUGACAUUUGGGAGUGGUGUGCAAUCUUUUUAUGUCAUCCCCCUUAUAUGGUAUCAUGGUUUGGAGCCCUUUAAAUUUACUAGGGUAAUAAGGGGAGAAACUGCAAUCAGGUUAGCAAAAUAGGAAAUGAGGAAAAUAAAGUAAAGUCAAACCUGAAAUAGGGAACGCAACAAAGCAAUGCAACAGCACAAUGCACAGGUUUGACUAUACUUUUUUUUACUCAUUUACUAGGUUUAUUUAGCGUGCCAGCUAAAUGAGCCAAACUAGCAAGGGGGAAAGAAAGCUUAUUAUUGAACAUUUCUUUGCACCCUAAUAUGGCCUUUCACAUUUAGAGUAGCAUCCAUUGUAAAAAGGUGUCUGUGGUGACCCUGUCAAGGUGUGUGGUGGCAGCAUCACACUUGUGAUGUAUGUGUCACUCAUGUAUGGUGUCUGUGUCCCACAAGUAGAGUCUGUAUCAAGGUGUGGCGUUUGUGCCACAUGGUUUGUGUCUGGUACAUGUGUGGUGUCUGUGGUGUGGUUUGUGUUUUACAUGUGUGGUGUCUGUGUCGAGGUGUGGCAACGACUGUGUCACAUGACUGAAUUGUGGCCUGUAUACACCAUAUCUACGUAUAUUAUUGGUGAUGUCAUGAUUUUCAUAGAUUCUAUUGAACACUUACCUUUAUCCUGCUGUUACCAUUAUACAUGUGUAUCAAUAGAAAAGGUCUGUUUAUUCAUAAAAGUAGCAGAAAACCUUGAAAAAGCUUAUAAUAAUUGACUAGUGUGUUGUGAGAGGAGGUAUGUAAUAGUGGUUGUUGUUUUUGUAAGAGAUUCUAGUUACUUAUAAAGAAGGCCAUUGUUUACUAUGGGUUUGUUCUUCCAUUAAACAAAUAUUCACUGAAAAAUGUCAGUUUACUAAGAUAAAAUUCUUAGGUAGAAGAGGUUCUCAUUUGAAAGAAACAUGGGUUAGCCUUUCUCACUUCACUAAAUGCAAUGUUUGUACUGGUUAGUCACGGCAGCUAAUGCUCUACUGUAUUUAUCAAUGUUUAUAUGACCAGGGGUGUGUGUAUUCGGAUCCUUCAGCCAUUGGGGCAUAUAAGUAUUGUAUGAAUGAGCCAAUCUGAUUUUUUUAAGCUUUAGGGAAAAUGUGUCAGUUUGCCAUUUUAAAAUCAAUGACAGUAUCUCAGGCUAAUGUCCUUGUCCUGGUCCUGUUUGCACAAGGUGGUAACAGCUUGUAUAAACCAGGACACUGUAGAAUGGAGCCCAAGGGAAGGAUCAUUGUGAAGUUAAUUUUUUCGUUUUAAGGCUAUAAAAAAAUCUUUGGACCACUUUCUAAAAUGCAAGGCCUCAUAUGUCUGUGAGGUCAGCAAAAUGAUUGAUUGGAUAAAAGAGGUUGACUGAGAAAUUGUGUCAUAUCUCUGUCACCCUGAGGUGACAGGAUGGUAUAGGCCUGAGGUAAAAAUCUAACAAAUUCCAAACAGAUUCAAUAAAAAUGAUAUUUCUAAAAAUGUGCACAUCUGUAUUUUCAUGAUAGAUCUGUGUUGUUGUUUUAUGGCUCUGAUUCAUUAAGAUUCAGUUUCUAUUUUUAUUUCUUGACAGUUCUGAUACUGAUCAUACUGCUUUACAGAUUGAUUGAUGGGAAAUGUCACAUAUUUCACAAAUGCCUAAAAAAGUGUCUUUUGUAGCAUAGGUAGAUAAACAAUAUCAUAUUUUCAAAAUAAUAUACAUCAGCCCUUUGUAUGUCAUGUUUUAUCGGAAGUCCUUAAAAUUUUACAGUACAAUUUUCAAAUGAUGAUUUGUAACUAAAAACCACACAGACACAUAGAGCCCUCCUAAAAAAAAAAAAAAAACUUUUUUGAGGAUUAUUCUGGCAUGUGCUGUUGCCCUUUCCACAUCUUAAAAAUGAAAAUGAUCUCUGUGCUUUUCACAUGAACUGUCUCAAGUGUAUCAGCUUAAUACCAUACAUUUCUUCAGCAACCACUAUAUGUCUAAGACAGCGGUUCUCAACCUGUUGGUCACAACCCCUUUGGGGAUCGAACAACCCUUUUCCAGGGGUGGCCUAAGAACAUCGGAAAACACAUAUACUCUAUGAAGUUAUGAAGUAGCAACGAAAAUAAUUUUGUGGUUGGAAACUGUAUUAAAGGGUUGCGGCAUUAGGAAGGUUGAGAACCACUGGACUAGGAAAACCUAAUUUCAAUAAAAAGCUUAAUUUUGUGAGACAUUUUACUUGAUCAAAAUAUGGUCUUUCCCUAAGAAAUUGCAGUUUGAAAAUAUUUUUGUUAUAAUACGCUCAUUUGUUGAAAUGAACAAUAAUAUUGUGUUUGUUAGAAUACACUGAUUAGUUGAAAUUUAACAUCAGAUGAAAUGUUUAAGACUUCCUUGAAAAACUCAACCUUUAUAUUUCUUGUAACCUGAUGGAUUUUUACAAAUAUUGUUGAAUUGUCUUAGAUGUCGCAACUCGAUUGAGUUCUCUGUCAAUGCUGCCUGGCUGUUGAAUGCCUACUCUGCCGACACACUGAAACCCAACUGGAAAAAUUCCCAGGGGAUCAAGCUGAGGGACAUGAUCCUGAGUGAGGAACUGAGGUAAUUUGUCUCCUGUGAAUACUUUUUUAAAAUUAUUAUUUUUAAAAAAAUGAAAAUGGAAUUAAUCUAACAACUUAGUGCCAUAGAUUUUCACUUUGCCUUUGAGCUGUAAAUGUCAAUUUCAGUGCUGUAAAUGUUCAGCAUUGUCUCAAUCUGUGCUAUCUUGUGUAACUGUCACCUUGUUUUUUUACCACCUUCUAUUUACUUGAUUUGAGUGUGAUUAAUAGGAGGUUACUAAAAAAAACUUUUUUUUUACUUGUUUUUUGCUUAGGUCAGUUGGGCUUUUUUUUUGUAUGUAUUGUGUGUGGGUGUGUGUGUUGUUUGCUUAGGUCAGUUGGGCUUUUUUUUGUAUGUAUUGUGUGUGGGUGUGUGUGUUGUUUGCUUAGGUCAGUAUUCUAUUUAUUUGAUUUGAGUGUGAUUUAUAGUAUGUUACUUAUAUUUUCUUUUUUUUUACUUGUUUUUUGCUUAGGUCUGUUGGGCUUUUUUUUUGUAUGUAUUGUGUGUGGGUGUGUGUGUUGUUUGCUUAGGUCAGUUGGGCUUUUUUUUGUAUGUAUUGUGUGUGGGUGUGUGUGUUGUUUGCUUAGGUCAGUUGGGCUUUUUUGUUAUUUAUUGUGUGUGGGUGUGUGUGGGUAUGUGUGUUGUGUUCUUAGGUCAGUUGGGCUUUUUUUUGGUAUGUAUUGUGUGUGGGUGUGUGUGUUGUGUUCUUAGGUCAGUUGGGCUUUUUUUUUGGUAUGUAUCGUGUGUGGGUGUGUGUGCGUAUGAGUAUCUGUUUGUGUUAAGUUGUCUUCUUUUGUCAGUUAGCCUUUUUUUUGUAUGUAUGUGUGGGUGUGUGUGUAUGAGUAUCUGUUUGUGUUAAGUUGUCUUCAUGAUGUUAUUCAAGCAUGAUCCUCUGAGCUACAUAUUGUAAUGCUACAAUGCUAAAUGUAACCAUUAUAAAUAGUAUGAGCUUAACAAUGCUGUUCCAUCAGCCUUCACAGACCGUUUAAUAGAUCAGUAAUUAACAUGCCAUAAUUUGUUUGUGGAAAUCAAACAAGCUCAUACACCUAAAAUAAAAAAUAAAUGUUUGUAAAUUUAAUGCCUUUAAAAAUCAGGCCCCAGAUACAGAGUCCAACUGGCAAUCCCAGAGCUCCAACCGCUUACAGUUACUCUCAGAGGCAGCGAACACCCUCAGGGGGUGGGAAGCUUGUUUUGACCAACCCCACCAAUCUAUCUGUUCCUGUCAACUUGAUAGGUAGCAGCCAGACUUCGGUGGCCCUUGCACUUUUGUCCACAACCCCGCAACUGAGCCAGGCUGCAGCCAGCACUGUGGUUAAAAAGACACAUCAGAGGUCAAGGUCAGAAGCAACUGGUGAGUUAAAAUUACACCCUGUAUUUAAAGCCACUUGGUUAUAUGUUCUCAAGUCAUGUUUGUCUAUAACAGACAAUCAUAAAACACCCACACAGAUUCAAAUAGAUUGGAUUAAUUAUUCUCCUCACGGACCACAAAUCUAAAUUAUGUCCAGGUAUUCUGAUGAAGCACAGUGAGACCACACCGGCCCUGCAUCCCACUAGUGCCCAUCUUUUCGGUGACCUGUCAUCUGGUCGUGCAUUUGACAACGGAUGCCAGUGUUACUCUAAGUCAGAGGCCGUCUUGAAUGAUUUGAAGGGGCGGGAGACUGUGUGCCAGUGUGAUGUAAGUGUAAGGGCUUUUAGGCUUCUGUUAUUUCCUCUUAUAUGUUUGACAAGUUGUUGAAAUUUUAACACUUUGCAAUAAAUUUUUUUUUCUUUCUAUUUAAAAAUUAUUUUUUUUUAAAAAUCGAAUUAGAUCUAUAUGAAUUAUACUUAUUAUUAGUCAAUCAUGUUAGGUCAUAUGGCACAAAAACCUGGCUUUACUUUAAUGUUGUUCUUUUUAUACUGAAAUUUUGCAACAUGCCUUUGAACUUUGACCUUGUCGCUGAACUGGUCUAUAUAAUAUGUUUUCAAUUAUUUUCUUUGUGUAGGCCCCUAGAUUACUCCCAGAGGAAGAAUUCAUCAAGUCUCUCCUCAACAUUGGCAAGAAGCUCCAGUUGCUGCCAACUAAAGAGCACAGAAGUAAGACCACUUUACCCCCAAAAUUAGAGAUGCUCUCAUUUGGAUCAGGACAAUUGCUGAAAAUUUGAAGAAUUAUUUGAAAAUAAACACACCCUACUGAUUUCCAGAUAGUGCUGGCUUAAACACAUCUCUCCACACCCCCCCCCCCCCCCCCCCCCCCCCUCCNUAUUUGAAAACUAACACACCCUACUGAUUUCACGAUAGUGCUCGCUUAAACACAUCUCUCCUCCCCCCCCCCCCCCCCCCUCAAUCCCUCAUUUUUAAAACACCAUUUUGAUAAAAUAAACUAUUUGGUGCCAUUGUGACAAAAUUAACUAUUGGUGCCAUUGUGACAAAAUUAAUUAUUGGUGCCAUUGUGACAAAAUUAACUGUUUGUAGAAUGUUUAAAAAUAGGACUUAAUAAAAUAUUUAGCUUAAGUCAGGCAGAAAAGUGUAAAAUUCUGUGCUCAGCCAUGUUCUCCCCUUCAAAGUGAGCAAGAUAUUGAAAUAAGUCAAUGAAGUCAUCCUUCUCUUUUUUUAAAUUUGCUUUUUCUAAGUCAUAUUUCCAAGUUUACAAAUAUAAAAAUGUACUACAAAUGUCUAAAAUGGUUUUCAAAUCAGUCAAAAUGAUCAGAUAAGUUUUAUUGUUUUCAUUCUGUCAUUUUAACAUUUUAAAAUGACAUUUACAUAUGACAUAAAGUCAAAAAAUAUUUUAUUACCGGUAUUGGAAUGAAGAAAAAGUUGGAUAAAAUAUAAUUAUAAGACAACAUACGUUUAGAGGGUGGGCACACUAGCUCUAAAUAUAAGUCAAUAAACAUGCUUACUUAUUCUUCAUCCUAAAAAUAGCAUGGAUCAGGUUAUAAUAUGUCCUCUUUCCCAAGCUUCCCAACUGAUAGCUGAACUGGCCAUGCUCAAUUUGAACCUUCCUGCAAGGGUCUGGCUGCCUAUUUCCCACUCCCGAAAUCACCAUGUAGCCAGGAUACCACACACACAAGCUGUCGUGCUCAACUCAAAAGAAAAGGUAAGCACUGAAACUGAAAUAGGCCUUUAAAAUAACAGGAAAAUACUGAAAAAAGCUUGUGAAAAUAAUAGGAAAAUAAUGAAACAAGCGUGUGAAAAUAACAGGGAAAUAAUGAAACAUGCUUGUGAAAAUAACAGGGAAAUAAUGAAAAAAGCCUGUAAAAGUAAAAUAAUGAAACGGGAUUUUAAAAGUAACAGGGAAAUAAUGAAACAGACCUUUAAAAGUAAAAGGAAAAUAAUGAAACAGCCCUUUAAAUUUGUGCAGUCCAAUGGUUUUUUUUCUUCUUUUUUUUUUUUCUUCUUCUUUAGUUCAUCUCACGUUAUGGGAUAUCAUAAAAAGAGUAGCUAAUUAAUACCCAUCAUUUUACUCAAACAACAUAUUUUAAGAAGGAAAAAAAACUAGAAAUGCAUAGGAGCCAAAAUGAUAAAAUGGGCCCUUAAGAUAAAGAAGAAGAAGAAGAAAUAAUUCAAAAUUUAUUGUUAUUUAAUCUGCAAUAUAAUAUACAAAAAUGUAAAGAAAAGAAUUUUACUAAUACAACUUUUUUUUUUUUUUUUAAAUAUAAUGUGUGAAACUUGCAUAAACAGACCUUUUUACCUUAAUAUAAAAAAGAAAAAAAAGAAAUAAUUCAAAAUUUAUUGUUAUUUAAUCUGCAAUAUAAUAUAAAAAAAUGUAAAAAAAAGAAUUUUACUAAUACAACUUUUUUUUUUUUUUUUAAAUAUAAUGUGUGAAACUUGCAUAAACAGACCUUUUUACUCUUACGAUUUUGGUGUACAAUGUACGAUUUUGAGGUGUAUACUGUAUGUUUAUUUAUAACUAUAAAUAUAAGGUAUUGGACGAUUUUGUGAUGAUAUUGUACGAUUUUAAGAGUUAGAGGGUAAACAGGUCUGCGUAAAUAGUGUUUUUAGCUAAUGAUCUCAUUAUUCGAAUUAUUCAAAUGCAAACUUUAAAACCCAUUUUUCAAUAUUUAAAAGUUCAAAUACAAUACAAAUGCAUUUAAAUAAAUUAUAACAAAUAAUUUGAAUAAUUUUGUUUUUAAAUCGUUGAAAUUUUAAUAAACUUUAAUAAAUAGAAAAAUAAUUAGAAGAAACCUAGAGCUUACAUGAUUAAAUCAAGCCUAAACAAAUACAGACACAGACUUAGAGUCUACUAAGCUUAGAGGGGGUUCUAACAAUAAACAGUUAUUCCACUUAUACAGAAAUGUUUAUAACAUUUCAAACAUUUAAUUGCCAUUGUAGUCUGAUGUCUUUCUUUUCGAGUCAGUAACACCACAGCAUAGAAUUAGGCUCAUGUACCAUGGGCGCCCGCAGAAAACUUUCUAAGGGGGGGGACAAAAAAAUCGAUUAACUUUCCGGGGGGGAGGGGGGGGGGGCAAAAUUUUUUUAGUAAUGUUUUAAUUUAGUUUUAAUUUACUAAAAAAAUUUAUCCAAUCAAUCCAGGGGGGGCUAGUGCACCCCCCCCCCUUUGCCUCCCUCUGCGGCGCCCAUGUCAUGUACAUAAGUCAAGAAAAAAAAAUGUAGAUAUCUGUAAGUGUUAUUUUCUUCCAGUUAGUGUAGAGGUACUUUUUUUUUUUCUUCUCUCAUGUGGUUGGCAUAAGCAUUGUUUUACUUACAAAUUUUCAAAAUGAGUUUGAAGAGAUUUCAAAUGGACGAUAAAUAGUUUAUUUUUAAACUGCAGUUCAGAAUGACAUAAAAGCAGGAGUUUAUUGAUCUAACACAGAUAUAAAAAUAGUAUAACAAUUAUGAUAAUAUAAAAAAACAUGAUUGGAAAAUCAAAUUAUCAUUACAACAUUGUAAGACUUACUUACCCCUGGGUUGUUGUCAGUGUCGUUUUCAGCUCUCAAAAUGUAGUUUCAAGCUGCAAAGAGUAGUUUGGUCAAUUUGUGGCGUGUGGGAGCUGGUUUACAAUAAAAAAAAAGUUGUGUGCCCAAAUCCACUCAACUGCUUAUGUAAAUUAAAACAAAUAAAUAUACAGGUUAUAGUCUUGCUGUUUGUUUCUUAAGGAUGAGAAAAGGCAAACACAUUUGUAGUUAAGUAUGAACAACACAAUUCUCUAAAAGAUAAUAUUCUGGUUGGUUUAUUGAGUUUGAGACCAACAAAGGCCAAUCACUGUUAUUCUUAUUUGAUUUCUUACGGUGUUAACACAAAAAAUGCAGUUACUUUUUACUGAAAACACCCCCAUUAUUUAAAAAAAAUUAAAAUUAAACCAAAUAAACGGAAACAAAUCCAGAAACCAUAGUUUUUUUUAGGCUCGUCAUAGUGCCAUAGUCUUAGGCUUAAAAAUGUAGUUACUUCGGUGAAAGCGUAAGGAAUAAACAGGUCUUCAACUAGAAUCCUACUAUUUAAUUGCCUAACAUAUUUUGUUGUUCAAAUUAUUUAGAAAUGUUAAUUUUAUUGGUCUUAUUCAUGUUGAUACAUAGACUAUCAUUGUUAGAAACUGUACUUGUGUAGGUAAAAAAAACAUACAUAUCUGACUUCGAUGUUGUUUCAUACUCCUCUGUAUCCCAAUCAUCAGAAGAGUCACUUAGUGAUUCAUCUAAGUUAAAAGUUAAUUUCAGUAUUUUCUAAAUUCAUUUUGGAUUUUAUUAUUUCUAUUGAAGCAGCUAGCUCGAAUUGAGUCGUGACAAGAGAUCAAAAUGGAUGAUGUAAAUUCGUCUCGGUUGCGUUCAUUUAAAAACCUUUCUUUGUUUAAAAAAUUGAUAAUUAUAAUUAAAAAUUUAAUUUUUAUAAUUUCAACCCUUUUCAUUCUAAUAAUAAUUUUUAUUUCUUGACCAAAUAAAAAAUAAAUUUUUUAAAAAAGCUUAACCACCCCCCCACCCCCCCUAAACUGGCGAAAACACGAAUUCUCUAUAGUUGGAACAUACAGAGUUAAAAGGAGAGUACUGAAACAGCCCCUUUAAAACAAAAGUACCCAAACAGCCUGUUUUGUUCCCAUUUUUCCUUGAGUCAACAAUGUCAGUGUGCUGUCACUAAGAUCAAUACCACUGCAACAGAAAUUAUCCUUAUAACAUUAGCAAGGGAGAAAGAGUGCAUAAGUCAAACUUUAUAUUAAAUUGGUUAACAAAGAAUUUGAAAGCAUUUAAGAAAUGAAUUUUAUAUGGUCAUAAUGAGGGUUCAUUGCUAGCCCAUCAGAUAGAUUCAGUUUUCAAACAAAUGUAAAUCAUACCGGGGCCCAAAGCAGAAAUAAAUGUUCCGAAGGCCCAAAAGCAAUACCGGUACUGCAAUGUUGUUCUUAGGCUCCCUAUAUGAUCUAUGUGGAGAUCCUAAAGUGUGACAACACCACCACAAGCCAGGUGCCCCACAAGAUCCUAGAGAACACCUUACGAUUCACCCGCUCUGAGGAGGACCUGACCCAGCUGGUCCAGCAGCCCAUCAACGGAUCACCAAGGCCAGAGUUUAGUGUCUACGGCACAUGUCAUGACUUUGAUGAUGCAGACUGCUGGUCUCAGGAAGAUGAUGACAUCAUUGCUGUAUGUUGGUGUUAAAAGUUUUGUCCGUUUAAUUAGCUGUACUGAAGAAUAAAAUAACAAAAGUGAUAAUUGCAAAUAUUUAUUAAAUUAAGCUAGAAAAUAUGUAAGAAAAGGCUAAAUGUUUUGCUGAAAAUUGAUGAAGAAUUUUUUAUUAAGUUUAAAUUUGAUUCAAUUUAUGGGUUGUUGCAUUUUCACACCGUCAAAUCUCUCAGCUUGCUAAUCGGUGCCGGUCAAGUGACACCAUCUCUCAGCUGUCUACCGAAAGUUCUGCAAGUGCUGACAGCAAAGACCCUGUAUAUAUAGCAGCUGGAGACAUAAGGAGACGGCUGUCUGAAAAUUUGGCUGCUCCGAAAAAGAAAUUUGAGGUCAGUGGGGCCACUCGGCUUUAACAAAAUGAUUGCUAAAGAUGAAUAAUUAUCGUCCUAGCACUAAGUUAUUUAUUAUAAUAAAGUGUUUCUUCAAACUAUACAGACACUACUGUAUACUGAAGCACUUCAUUUUAUUAAAAAAUAUGAAUAACUGGCCUUUGAUGGAAAUGAUAUAGAUUGACUGAAGAGCUUAAAGAUUACUGCCUGCCUAUUUCAAGCAUGAGAAGAAAAUAGCAUUAGUGUAAUGUUGUUGCCAAGGCAGUCAUACCUCAUUAGUGUCAGGCUGAAACAUUUAUUUUAGACUGACAAGACAAACAUUUUUGCUGCCCCAUUAAUUUGACCUAGCUUCUGAUUUCUCCUUCUUUUGCCUGUUUGGACAACUCUUCAAUAAUCAAAAUACAUAAUUCUCUAAGCAACAAUGUCACUAAUGCUACCAGAUAGGGCUGAUUAAUAAAAUAACUGCUCUAAGUGGGGGUCUUAAAAAUACUGCAAGCGCGUUUUGUUCUAUGGAAAUAGUCUCAGUUGAUGAUGCAGACAGCUGGUCUCACGAAGAUGAUGACAUCAUUGCUGUAUGUUGGUGUUAAAAGUUUUGUCUGUUUAAUUAAAUGUACUGAAGAUAAAAAUAACAAAAGUGAUAAUUGCAAAUAUUUAUUAAAUUUAGCUAGAAAUUAGAUUGAGCCCUUUUCACAAGCCCUGCACUUAACUUGCAAAAUAAUUUAUUAAAAAUAAACUUAAUACUAUACAAAUAUAAAACUAAAUAUAUUCUUGUUAGGAAUUGAAUAAACUAACACAAUCUUUAUGAAUCAAAUUGAAAUCUCAACAUUUUUGCAAAUGAUUUAUGCAUAAUUUAUGCAUGCACAUUUUUUUUACACUUACAAUAAAAUUGUCUUACUUGCAGAAUUUUUUUAAUUUUAUGAUUGUUGAAGCCUAAAUAAGUCCUUAGCCAUAUUUGAAUAAGAUACAAUGUGAAAAACGGCAUAAAAUAUUCACCCGGGGCUGUUAUGCCGUUUGACAUAAUUUCAAGGUCACAUAUUUUAAAUCAUUUAUAGAGGUCACCAGCUACAAAAAAAAUUAAUAUAAAAUGACGGAACACCUUAAAAUAGCAAUGGAAGCCACCAUUAAAAUGUCGAGAUGAGCAAAGUUUAGUGUUCAUGCGGCCCGCACGUUUUCCCCAUUCUCAUAUCUAUAAUGUGACCCUCCACGAUGGUUUCAGUCGAAUCUCAUCAACUAUUAUUAUGUUUGUAUAGGUUUGUACGUUGAUUAAAAUGGUAAAAACUAAAAAUAGACUAAAAGUUUUUAUUUUAUAGCAUUUUAUACAUAUAUCAAAAGUUUAAAAAGUCAGUUAGUGGGUAAUGAACAAGCAUAAUUGUGUAAAUCGUAGCAAUCUGAUACAGUAUCAAAAAAUCCCUUUUAAAAAAAUUGCCGCUAGUUUGUACGGGUGACGAUUGAGGGAAAUUCCGAGCCUGUCAGCUUGAUCACUUUCAAAAUAGAAUUACUCAAAAAGGCAUUUUCUACUAUUAAAUUUCUCCUAUAAAAAAAAAAAUCAAAAUUCAUUCUCCCUAGAAUAGCAUCUUCCUUCACAUCAAUAAUUCAUAAAUAUGGCCUGCUCCUGCCUUCAGUUUGAAUGAGUUUACGUUUUAAAAUCACCAGUGGGAACCUCCAUAUUUAGAUUGUUAUUUUAUUAUUUUUCGUCUUACUAGAAGCUCGUUAUUUUCUUAGCAUUUAUUAGCUGAAUAUUUUUUACUUCAGAUCACCGGGAAUUUUAUUUUUUACUAAGGAUAUGAUGGGCUAAAUGUUUUGUUGCGGUCCAGUCCCACUCAGAUUCUACCUCCUGCUGCCCCUGGAUAAUUUGAGUUUGAGACCCCUGCUCUAGGCUUUUGUUACUGGGCCAUAACACUAUAGUAGCCCAUAGCUAGUUCUGAAUAAAUAGAGUAGCUGGCACACAGGAUAUUCUGCACAUAGAAAUGACAUGAGAUUCAAUGGUCAAGAAACAUAAAGUUUCUAAAGUAACUAUCUUUUGUUACUUACUAUAUAUAUAGUACCGGUAAUUUCAUAAUAUCAUGGUGCAUAGAUUUUCUUUGGUUAAGCUAUCAGAUUCAGCUGCAAUUACUGGUUUGCAGAAUGCAACAGAGCUGAAAUUCGGUACACUGCUUAGUCUCAAGGGAUCUUUUAAUCUUUGAUUUUGUCUUGGGGGACAGAAGAGUUUGCAUGACCCCUUUAGCUUUUUCAAAUUGUUUUCACGUACUGACCGCCAUGCCACACCACAUGGAGAUGAUUGCUAAAUAGCUCCCUGGAGCCAAAGAGAGCAAUUUAGCUCAACCACUCCCAGAUUAUGGAUCAGGUUGUACAGAUCAGAGCCCUCCAAUCCUGUAGAGCCAAUGAUGAUGAUGGUACUUUCAAACUUUUUUCCCUUGUCUUCAGCGUGAUCCAGAAGAUCCUUCUGCUGCAGCUCUCAAGGAACCGUGGGAAGAUAAAGUGGCUCGCAUUCGUGAAACAUCCCCUUAUGGCCAUUUGCCAAACUGGCAGCUGAUGUCUGUCAUAGUGAAAGUGGGAGAUGACCUUAGGCAAGAGCUUCUUGUCUACCAAGUGUUGAAAAGGUUACAGGUAAAAUAUGGUUUAUUAAUAAACAAAUAUUUGUAUUCAAGGGUUUUUUUGUACAGACAAUAUAUCCAACGUUGCACGGGAUUGCAUGUGGAAAAAAUGCUACAGCCUUUUAAUUCACAUUUAAAUUAAGCAAAAUGAGAAGAAAAAAAACACUGCUGUAGUAAAAAAGUAAAAUAAUUAAUUUGUCUUCUAUGAAGACACAUAUAAUAACUUUUGUAAACCUUUCAUCCCCGAUAGGAUCCCAAUCGGAUCUCUUCUAUGAAGACACAUAUAAUAACUUUUGUAAACCUUUCAUCCCCGAUAGGAUCCCAAUCGGAUCUCUUCUAUGAAGACACAUAUAAUAACUUUUGUAAACCUUUCAUCCCCGAUAGGAUCCCAAUCGGAUCUCUUCUAUGAAGACACAUAUAAUAACUUUUGUAAACCUUUCAUCCCCGAUAGGAUCCCAAAGGGGGGGGGGGGGGGGGGGGAAUCAGUAUCCAGAUACAGGUGGGAUCCCGUUUCCCAAUCCCGGUGGGAUCUUGAUUCCGGUGGGUUACUGAUGCUGUCAGUAUCAGGAUCCCAGUGAGGAUCCCAUUUUCUGAUGGGAUCCCAUUUCCAGAUGCGGUCCUCUUCUCCGAUGGGAUCCCGUUUCUAGAUAGGAUCCUGAUUUGAUCCCAUUACCCAAUGGAUCGGGUUACUGGUGGGUUCCAGUUUAAAGAUACAAGUUGUUCCCCAUUAGGAUCCUGUUCCUUGGUGGGAUCAUGUUCCUACUGGGAGUUUGUUCCCGGUAGGAGUACAAAGGUUAUGUUUAGAGAAAAUCCCCAUGAAAUUAUAGAAAUGAAUAGAACUUAACAGACUUAAAAUUUUAAUAACCUUUUAGAUCCCAAAAUAUAUCCCCGUAGAACAAUAUAGAACAUUCUAGAUUAAAUUUAAGAUCCUCCUCGAAUUGUGUAAAAAUGACUUCUACAUAAUAAUUUUUUUGAAUACGAAAAAUUGAACAACCUAUUGCACUUCUAUAACUAUUUUACAUUUAAUGGGGCCCAUUCCAUAAAUGUACCGAUUUAGUUUUGCCUGAGAUGGGGACCCUUCUUAAAAGUUAAAAUUUAAAAGUUGUCCCAUUAAAUUGGGUAAUAAUUGCUUUCUUUACAUUAUCGAACUUUCUGGAAAACUCUUGACCGGCCCUUAAUGGAUCGAUAUUAUUCAUUUUAAAUCAAUCGAUAUUUCAGUUAUGACUAUGAAGAGUAUUGAUAUCAAGCUAGGCCACUGCCUAUAUCCAUCAACUCAAAUGGAACCUAUAGAAGCCUAUUUAUAUAGCUUAUAUUAGAAAAAAAAUGAAAUGGGGCCCCGAAGCCAUAGGAAUGGAUCUUAUGAGUUCAUUACCCUUCUGUAUUUGAAUAUGGAUAAUCAUGUGUAUGUAAUAAGUUUGGUCAAGAUCCAUCUAUUCGUGAAGGAGUAUUUGUUGUUAAUUUAAUUUAUAUUAUAUAGCUCAUAUUAUAAUAUACAAAAUUUAGAGCCUCCAGCCUCAAACGGGAUGUUAUAAAAAGUUCAUAACUCCACAAGAGCUCCUUCCGGAUAAUGAUGGAUAUAUGUGCCAAGUUUGGUCAAGAUCCAUCAAUCCAUGUUCUUGUAGAAAUGUAUGCGGGAAAAAGCCACAAACAAACUAACCAACUUUCACUUUUAUAUACAUCUAUGUGUGUUGGGAAACAGGUCACAUUCCCCAGGACAUGAGAGACGCCAACAUCGUAACAUUGUACAAAAAUAAAGGGGACCGAAGUGAUUGCAAUAGCUACUGAGGAAUUUCUAUCCUUGGCUUAGUUGGAAAGACUUUUGCCUGUGUUGCCCUCAAACGAUUGCAGAGUCUGGCUAACCGCAUCUACCCAGAGUCCUUGUGUGGCAUCCAGAGUGGGCGCCUUACAAUAGACAUGAUAUUCUCAUUACGCCAAAUGCAAGAGAAAUGUCAUGAACAGCAUAUGCCUCUUUAUAUUGCUUUCAUAGAUCUUUUUCUUGGAUUCCUGCCCUUCCUAUCUAACCGAACUUCUUUCUGUCUAUUCACCCCUUCGACAGCAUCGCUCCUCUGCAGACACGCGUAUUCUGUCCGUUCCCAAGACACACACUAAAACAUAUGGUGAACUAUCUUUCUCUUUCUGCGCCCCCAAACAAUGGAAUUCUUUGCCACUACACAUACGCAAUAUACCAACCACCCAGGCCUUCAAAACUGCACUCAAAACAUAUCUUUUUAAAUUAUACUACCCUGAAUGAUUCCCUUCCUCUGACCGAUAAAUGAUCUUGCUGGCUGCCAUCCAUGGUUUGCCUUGUAAAAGUUAUGUGGUGGGGUGGGUGAAUAUACAUUGCUGUUCUUUAGUUCAUAAAUGUAUUGUCAUAAUGUCAUGAUUAUGUCUCUUUUGAUAAAAAAAUUUUAUGUACAGCGCGGUGAGCCCAGCCCUAGGCUGGGGUACCGCGCUAUAUAAGACCCCUUAUUAUUAUUAUUAUUAUUAUUAUCUGACAAAGGCAUUUGACUUGGUAAGUCGGAGAUGCCUUUUCAGCAUCUUGCAAAGAAUAGGUUGUCCCCCACGCUUACUCACAAUCGUAUAGUCAUUUUAAAAAAAUAUGCACAGCACAGUAACCUUCAAUGGCGCUGUCUCUGAGUCAUUCCCAGUCAGCACCGGAGUAAAACAGGGUUGUGUACUGGCACCAACGCUCUUCUCCAUUUUCUUCUCGAUGCUCCUUCAAUUUGCCUUCAGGUACUGUGAAGAUGGAGUUUACAUCCAUACCAGAUCUGAUGGUAGGCUGUUCAAUAUCGCCGCCUUUGUGCAAAGACUAAAGUAAAAAAGGUACUGAUUCGUGAACUGCUGUUUGCUGGCGAUGCCGCCUUAACAUCUCACACAGAAGAAGGUCUGCAGAGGCUGGAUAAUCAUCUAUCACACGCUUGUAAAGAGUUUGGACUUUUGAUUAGUUUACAGAAAACACAUGUAAUAAUGCAAGAAGCACUGUCCCCUCAAAUCAUAUCUAUUGAAGGCCAUACUCUUUCGGUUGUUGAGCAUUUCACAUAACUUGGAUCCAAUAUUUCUAGUGCUCUCUCCAUUGAUGAAGAGAUAAAUAUCAGGAUCGCAAGAGCAGCAGCAACUAUGGCUAAACUGUAUAAGCGGGUGUGGAAUAAUCUCACUCUAACAGAUAAAACAAAAAUAAGUGUCUAUCAGGCAUGCGUGCUUAGCACGCUCCUAUAUGGUAGCGAAGUGUGGACCACAUACACCAGUCAGGAGCGGAACUCAACAGCUUCCGCCAAAGAUGUCUGCGUCGCAUUUUACGCAUUCGAUGGAAGGGCAAUGUGCCUAACACAGAGGUCUUGGAAUGUGCAUAUUCUCCACUCUUAGCAAGAGGGGCCUUCUCUGUUUAGGCCAUGUAAGGAGAAUGGAGGAAGGCCGUAUCUCAAAGAUGCUGGUUUAUGGAGAGUUGGCAGAAGGGACUAGACUUAUUGGACGACGUUUGCAAAAGGAGCAUGAGGGAAGCCAAUAUUGAAAACAACCAAUGGGAGCUCAUUGCUGAAAAAUUUUCCACCUGGCGAACAGCAUUGUAAAAAAGGCAGAAGAUACUUGAAACGAGGCCCUUGCAACACAAAGAGCAAUACGGAAGUCAAAAUCUUACCAGGAAUCAAUAUUCUCCAGCGAGAAAAGCAGUUGAGAUUGUCAUUCUAGGCUUGGCCUAGUGAGCCACUCAUCAAAGUGCAGGACUACAUAGCUACUCCAUCAUUUCGCAAAGACGGAAGGAUGGUAACAUAUAUAUUUAUAUAUAUAUAUAAUAUUAUAAAUAUAAUAUUAUAUACGGUAUAUAUAUGAUAAGAAAUCAUAAAUCAUUUUGUAAAUUAUUUGAAGAAAAUGGAUUCACAACUGGAGUACAAUAAUUAUUAUUUUUGUAACCCUUGAUAUUAUGGGACUUAAAUUGUAUAAGCCUAUCUAAAAUUUCAUAACAUUCUUUUUUAAAAUUAUAAUAUUUUGUGUUAAAAACGUUAUGGGGGGUGUGAGUUGUUUUGCAUCUAUCAAAUUAUUUGUUUUGUUUAGGCAUAAAAUUAAUUAUUAGAGAUGUUUAAACUGACAACAUUUUAGAAUAUGCUGUCUUAUGGGUUUUUAUCUUUCCCUCAAUAUUUAGUAUGUUUUUGGUGGUUUGAUAACAAAGGACUUCGACUUCCUCUUCAUAAAUUAUACUAGAUCUAUAAUUAUUUUUAAAUAAUUUUUUUCUAGAGAGUACAAUAAUUUAAUAAAUAUAGUUUUAUGUACAUAAAAUUUAGUUAAAAAUGCUAAUGAUUUAGACAAAUUAAUCAUGCACAUGAUAUUUUUAGGAAUAGGCAGUGUCAAAUACAAUUUGAUGCACAAACAUGUAAAAGUUUAAUUUUUAGCACUUUGCAUGGUAUUAAAUUGAUGUAUUUGCACCACAAGGCUGCGUUCUCUCUCCUGUACUGUAUGCAAUAUAUACAAAUGAUAUUCAAAGCUCAAGCAACACUGUUCCAAUCUUAAAAUUUGCUGAUGAUACCACCAUUGUUGGCUUAAUAUCUGAAGGAGAAGGCCUGUACCGUAACUUAGUAACAAGCUUUAUCAAUUGGUGCGAUGAAAAUUUUCUCCAGUUGAAUGUCUCAAAAACAAAAGAAAUUGUUGUUGAUUUCAGGAGGGGAAGAACACCAGAUUACAGAUCUCAACAUAAAAAAUCAAAAUGUGGAGAAAGUGGAGGCGUACAAGUACUUAGGUGUCACCAUUAAUAAUAAGCUAACACGGCCAAAUCCUAUAUAAGAAAUUCAACCAAAGACUGUUCUACCUCAAAAAACUACAAUUUUGGCGUAAACAAGCAAGUCGUUAACUUAUUCUACAGUGCAACUAUUGGAAGCCUGCUUAAUUUCAGUAUUACCUGCUGGUGUGGAAAUUCAACGUCUGAUAUUAAACACCAGAUAAACCGACUAAUCAAGAAAGCUAGAAACAUAACACAAACUAAACAUCCGUCACUUGAAGAACUAUUUGAAGAAAGAUUUUUCGCAAAACUAAACACAUUUUGGAUGAUACAUCCCACCCUCUUCAUCCUAGAUACUUAGGAUCGGGCCAUUCGGGACGAAUUCUUUCCAUCAGGGCGAGGACUGACCGAUAUAAAAAUUCUUUUGUUCCCCAAUCUGUACGAAUUUACCGGCGUGCUUCCUCUGAAGUCACACAUCUGAAUGAGAACUAAUAAGUCCCUGAUUUCUUCUAUAUCUUAAGGGCCCACGAUCAAUUUAUUGAUCAUUUUGCUAAGAGAACUCACUGAAUGGCUGUUUGAAAUAAUUUAUUAUAAAUGUCUUGUGUUCAAAUUGUUUUAUUUUUGUGCUGAAAAUGUAUAAUGCAAUCAAAAAACAUUUCCAUUUAUUUGGAUCAAUAAAAGAAUCUUAUCUUAUCUUAUUCUGUCUCAGAUUUGAGCUUGUCUUUAUAUAUAGUAGACCUUUUUGUUGAUAAUAAACCAUUUUUCUAAAUUGGCAGAUGUUUUGGAUUGAGGAACACCUUCCGCUGUGGAUUAAGCCGUAUAAGAUUGUUGUAACAUCAAGAGACAGUGGCAUGAUUGAGCCUGUAGUAAAUGCUGUGUCCCUGCACCAGAUUAAAAAACACAGCAAGCUCUCCCUUCUGGACUACUUCAUUCAUGAGUUUGGACCUGUCACCAGUGAAGAGUUUUUGACAGCUCAGAAGAACUUUGUUCAGAGUUGUGCUGGCUAUUGUUUAGUCUGUUAUCUUCUUCAGUUGAAGGACAGGUCUGUCUCAAUUUCUUAAUCAUCUCUCAAUUUCAAUUUAAUAGCAUGUACCUUUGGAAGGGUUUAAUUACUUUGACAAGUGCUGCAUUUUAAAAUAAAAUAUUAUAAAUAGUAUCUAUAAAAUGAGGAUAAUAAUAUGAAAUCACUUUUUUGUAUUGUUGCUUGAUAACCAAAUAAGACAAAGUUUUUUAAAUUUUAAUUUUGAAAAAAGAGAAGAUUAUUUGAAUUUAACAAUUUAAGCAUACUCACAAAAAAUUUAUUUUGCAAUUUAUUUGAGAUAUUAUUUGUUCAUUUCAUUAAUUUUUAAAAGAGAUGUGCAGGUUCAAAGAUUCAUCAUUACCUCUGGUUGAAGCAUAUGGUACUUUGCAUUCAUUGUAUCCUCUUCCAUCUAACACACCCUUUUUUGGCCUGCUAAAUUCCCACCGAUUUGGGAAUACUUAAGUUUUUCAAGUCAAAUAAUUUGUUUUUCUUGUUUUACAUUGUCUGCUGAAGAGGCCAUUUAGUCGAAAUGUCCAUUUAAUGGUUGUAUCUUUUUUUUAAAGCCUAAACAUAUCUUGUUUCACUAUUAAUUUAAUUCACACAGCUUUUACGCAGUCUCCCAUAUAUUAUCCUACAUUCCCCCACAAACUACACCCUUUUUUGAAAGACAGGAAAAAACUUUUCUUGAAUAUUUGCCUUCAUAAAAUCCUCAACAUCCAAAAUUCCAAACACAACCCUGAGGGAAAUGACAGCCCAAAUCACAGUGGAGCCAAAACUUGGACAAGAUGGGAGAUGGAUAGGUCAUACCUUACCUAUGCCAAAUAUAGCAAGACAAGCACUAGUCUUUAACCCUCAAAGAUCAAGAGGAGCCAGAAGACCCAAAAAACAAAUAUUAAAGUCUGAAAAUUAACACUGUCACAUUUUCAUAAUGAUAGGGGGUGGGCCUCUACAGAAUGUACAUAUAUUAUUAAAAAACUCUACAAUAUUCAUCCUGAAACUCUGAAAGUCUAAAAAUAGCAUAUUUAUAUCUCGAAUGCUGUAAAAAUAUCAAACAAUGUUUUGUAGGCAUUAUCGUCAUUAUGUUGCCAUGUAUUUUCACAAAUUAACUCGCUAGAUAUCCUCAGAAAGUACUAAGUAGUAGAGGUAUUACAGUAAUAUUAAGUCCACCUUAUGCUCAACAUGCAUGUUACUAUAUUUUGUUGGGCUAUGGUCGUCCUGCUAAAGAUUUUGUAAUUUAGGUUUUCACCAGCUUCCCUGUGUUAAAUUCUAACAAGUACACUUCGAAAUAGCGAAUACAUAAACAAAACAAAAUAAAGGGUUGGAUAAAAAUAAAUAUAACACAUAUGUAAGUCACUAAGCGCCAUCUUUUAACUGCAAACAGUGGUUACUCAAGUGUGUUACUGUUUGCACCACGACCGAAAGAUGUCACGUUGGAUUAAAAGUGGAAAUAAAAUUACGAAAAUUGUGUAAUAUUUCACAACGCCCUAGUGAGGAAGCCUUGGAUAGCCAUAAAGAAAAAUGUUCACUCCCUCCCCAUGGCGGACAAGGACUAUUGUUAGUGCCCUUUGUCUUUGUGAAGUAAAUGGGAUUUUAUAGUUAUUUUUAUAGGCCCCAAACAAAAUGUUAUAAAAAGUUCAAGUUCCUCUAAAAGUUUCUUCAGGAUAAUGAUGGAUAUAUGUGCCAAGUUAGGUCAAGAUCCAUCAAUCCAUGUAGAAACCUACUUGGAACAAACAAAGAAACCCACAAACAAACAAAUGUUCACUUUGAUAUAUCUAUUCAUCUAUAGACAGUAUACCUGGCACACUGCCUGGGAUUGCAUUCAGAAAAACAACUUCUUGACCUUUUUUUUAAUUAACAUUGAAAUUAAGACCCAUGUAAAAAAACAAAAAAAAACACCCCAUAGUAAAUAAAAUAAUUCAACAAUAAAUUUGUCUCCUAUAAAAAAAACAACUUGUGUAAACCUUUUGUUUUCCAAUUCAAAGGGUGUCCUGAUCCAUGUGUGGGGCUACCCUUUUCAGGUGGGAUCCCAAUCCUCUUUGAAAUACAAUCCUAGUGGCAUCAAGAUACCUGUGGGAUCUUGAUACUUCUAGGUUCCCGAGCCUGUCGGGAUCCCGUUUUCCAGUGGGAUGCCAAUCCUGGUGGGAUCCUGUUUUCCAGGGGGGUUCCGAUCCUGGUGGGGUCCUGAUCCCGGUGGCAACCUGUUUUCAGGUUGGAUCCCGAUGACAUUAGGAUCCUGAUUCCGUUUAGGAUCCCGUUAUCGGUGGAAUUCCGUUUCCCAUUGGGAUCCUCUUCUCCAAUAGGAUAAGGUUUCCUGAAAGGAUCCCGAUCCAGGUUUGAUCCCAUUCCAGAUGGGAUCACAUUACCAUUGGGUUCCAGUUUACUAUUGGAUCUCAUUCCCCAUUUGGACCCUGUUACUUGGUGGGAUUAUGUUCUCAGUGGGAUUUUGUUUCCGUUGGUAUUAGGAAUGGUAUGUUUUGAGCAAAUCCCCAUGCAAUCAACCAACAAUUUAAUAGCCUUUUAGAUAGCCACGUUAAUCUAAAUGUUAAUUGAUAUCUAUAGCAGUAGCAGAUACACGCCUGCAAAGCAAAGUGAUCGCUGAUAGCUAUAUAAACAUCAUUCAUCAUCAUGUAGAAGUUACCUUUUUUGAUGCUCCACUAGACACGUGAUGCGAGUAGUUGUUGUAUGCAUUUUAUAUAGGGUAUGUUGAUUGAUUUAUAUUAAGGUGCUGUGUUGUACAAUUUUGAGAUGAUAUUGUACGAUUUUUGGAGUUUGAGGGUAAACAGGUCUGCUCUUCUUUUACAUUUUUAAAAUUAUUAUCAUAUAAUUGUUUAUCAUUUCAGGCACAACGGCAAUAUUUUGCUGGAUUCAGAAGGCCACAUUAUUCACAUAGACUUUGGUUUCAUCCUGUCAAACUCACCAGGGAAAAACCUGGGCUUUGAAAAUUCACCUUUUAAGCUUACACAUGAAUUUGUGGAGGUAAGAUUUUAAAUUUCUAUUAGUAAUACCAAUUAAAAAAAUUGUUUUUCUGUAAAUCCGUUAUUGCCGUCAGUUGUGCACUUUUUUAAUUAAUGAUAAAUCUUCUCCGUUCAUUUGAGAUAUUACCCUUUUGAACUGUUGCCAUUUAUUUUGUUUUUUUACACUCACGUGUUCAUUCAGUGCUCAGUAAGUACCGGUACUUUUGAAACUUUGAUUCCAGCCUUGACUGAUUUGCUAGUUCUAAUAGGUUGUAAGCACUUAUAGCAUCUGUGAAGCAAGAUAGAUACAAGCUGGACAGAUAACUUUGGUGUCUGGAGAAAUGCUACUGUACUCGGGGCAUGAAGAGGAGAAUUCUCCGCACAUGCAAUGAGUCACUUUCAUGUUGUCAAGGAUGCAUUGAUUGGAUGGGAAGCCCAUGGAUCAAGAAUAAUAACAGCAACGUUCCGAACCAAGAAAAAGAAAAUAAGGAUGAACAUAAUACAGUGUUACGCAUCCACCAACGAUAGCAAAGAAGACGAGAGAGAAACAUUCUACAAUAGACUACAAGCAAUAAUAGAAAAAUUCCAAAGUAGAGACCUGAACAUUUUAAUGGGAGACCUAAACGCCAAGAUCAGAAAAGCAAACGGGUGUGAGGAAAUCAUGGGAUGCCAUGGUGUAGUAGAGAGGAAUGAGAGCGGUGAAAGACUAGCAUACUUCUGCGCAAUAAAUGAUCUUGUUAUUGGAGGCAGCAAAUUCCAACUAAAAACAUCCACAAGAUAACAUGGGUAUCCCCGGACAACAAAAUGCAAAACCAAAUAGAUCACAUAUGUAUUAGCAAAAAAUUUAGAUGGUCUCUACAAGAUGUACGAGCACAAAGAGGAGCUGAUGUCACAUCAGAUCAUCAUCUUGUUUGGGCAAGACUUAAGUUAAAAGAGAAGAAAAACUGGGAACAGCCAGCUGCUAAACGAACAAAAUUCAAUGUAGUACUAUUGGCAAAUGAGCAGUAACGAGAAGAAUUCAGUGCCAUCUUAAGAAAUAAGUUCCAAUAAACUACCACAAAUGACAUCCGAAUAGUAUUAGUCUAAUAGGACCCUGGUGCGAAUGGUGGUGAUGCGGGUCCAUUUGGACUAAAUGCUAUUCGGAUGUCAUUUGUGGUAGUUUAUUUUAGUUAAACUGAAGAAGUAAGUUUACAAACAUAUAGUCCAUUCAAUUAUCUUUAAUUUGAUACCUUUAUUUUGUCUUACAAACUCAACAAUAAUAUUAUAAAUAGGUUUUUUUAAUCCCAACCUGUCACUUCUGGUACCCGGGUGCGAAUAGUCGCAGCCCUGCAAAAAAUUAAAGAGAGAAAAGAAAUAAAAAGUGUACUUAAUAGCAGCCCCACCCUGGCAGAGAAAACAAAAGCUCAAGAUAAAUAUUCAGAAGCAAAUCAAAGGCUAAACAGCAUCAAAAAAGAUACAAAUACCUACAUAGAUGGUCUAGCAACAACAGCAAAAGAAGCAGCCAUGAAGGGCAACUUGAAAGAGCUUUAUGACGUUACAAGAAAGCUGUCAGGAAGAUACAAAAGGCCGGAGAGACCUGUUAAAGAUAAAGAAGGCAGAUCAUUAACAGAAAGGACAGAACAACAAAAAAUAUGUGUAGAAUGCUUUAAGGACCUAUUAAACAGACCCCAACCAACAGACACACCAAACAUACAACCGGCCAUAGCUUCCGCCAUUUUAGCUUUUAAAAAAAAGCGAUAUAAAAUUCCGAUUAAAAAGUACUUAUUGUUAAGUUAUCAAGAGACAGCUUGACCUGGAAGUAGAUUUAAUUAUUAAUAAAAGGAAGCGGCUACGAUUUCUGUUAAAUAUUGGAUUGGAAGUUGCUAUCGGACCGUGUUUUUAUCGGCCGAUUUCGUCGGCCGACCACAGUUAGAGGGUUAAAGAAUCACUGUAGAACAGUCCAUCGAAUGGAACUCCCCUCUAUAUAUAAAUUUUAUAGACUACGAAAAGGCCUUUGAUAGCCUGGACCGACAAACCUUGUGGCAACUUCUUCUGCACUAUGGAGUACCAGGAAAACUACUCAGGAUCAUUCAGAGUUCUAAUGAAGAAAUGACUUGCAGGGUAGUCCACGAAGGUAGACUCACAGAUGAUUUUAAAGUGGAAACUGGAGUGAGACAAGGAUUUCUCUUUUCCCCCUUCCUAGUCAUCCUAGCUAUUGACUGGAUAAUGAAAAAAUACACAGACAAAAAGAGGAACGGGAGGAUACAGUGUCCACUCUGAAAACAACUGAAUGACCUACACUUUGCAGAUGACAUUGCACUUCUGUCCCACAACCAGCAACAAAUGCAGGAAAAGAUGUAGCCACCAUUUAGCAUAUAAAUAAAAGCAUGACGAAGCUCAUGAAGGUAAACCCACUCCAACCAAGAGCAUAUCUCUCAGGUAGGAAAGGCACAGGAAGAAGUGGAGUUCUUCACAUACUUAGGCAGCAGCAUCAACAUAAAUGGCGGAUCCGAACCGCAUGUAAGGGCCAGAAUUGGAAAAGCUAUAUCAGCAUUUGUGCUAUUACAGAAAAUAUGGGAGUCAGAAUCUUUAACACUAAUGUCAAAACAGUUUUACUAUAUGGAGCAGAAACUUGGAAAACAACAGCACGCAUUACGCAGAAAGUACAGACCUUCAUAACCACAUGCCUUAGAAAGAUCCUGAACAUCAAACGGCCAAAUACCAUCACUAACUAAGAUCUACUAGAAAGGACUUAUCAGGUGCCCAUUAGUGAAGACAUCAUAAAGGAGAAGAUGGAGGUAGAUUGGGCAUACUCUCCAAAAAAAACCAGAUAGCAUCACCAGACAGUCUCUAACAUGGAAUCCACAAGGAAAAAGAAAGAGAGAAAGGCCAAAGAAUGCAUGGAGAUGUGAAUUUGAGGCAGACACGCACAAUAUGGGAUACACCUGGAAAGAAAAGCACUGUGAUGAAUGGAAAAUUCUUGCGGACGGCUUAUGCCCCAGAUGGGGUAAAAAGGCAUAAAAAGAAGAAGAAAAGCGUAUAAAUAAAUUGUAAUACACUUCAGAAAGCUCAAAACAUUGAAAUUAAUUUUCAAAUAAUCAACAAGUCAAGAUCUAUGGCUUAGUGAAGUGUUUUCUCCUUUCUAUAAGAUAUUUUCUGACCCUAGUUGUACCUGUUCCAAUCACUGUAAUAUUUAUUUUGGCUUUGCAGGUCAUGGGUGGAUUAGGCAGUGACAUGUUUGAAUAUUUUAAAAUUCUGAUGCUUCAAGGCUUUGUGGCAUCUCGCAAACAUAUGGACAAGAUACUACCUCUGGUGGAGAUAAUGCAAACAGGUAAGUACUUGUUAAUACUGGAAAAUUUACAAAUUCACAAAUCAUGACCCAUUCUUCAACUAGAAAUGGUUAAUAGUGUUAAAAGCCACAUUAUUAAGAUUCUGCAUGAUUUAAAUUAAGAAAACCUGAAGUUUAAUCUUGUUUCAAGCCAUUUGGCUUGUUUAUAGGUUCAUCUAACAUUUGUUGGACUGAGGUGGCAUUGUUUGUUCUUUGGUUGUUAUUGUGAUAUUUUUCUUAAACCUCUUUCAUUUCUGGAUGCAUUUGUCCUUAACUUAUACCGCAAGUUAAUUAAUAUUUAGCAGCUUAAAGAACUAUUUUAAUAUUAUAAAUUAAUGGGAAAACAGAGUUACUUCACUUUGUUCUGGAAUAUGGAUUAAUGCAGAAGUGGCACAGCUGGAGGGAAUAAGUUAAACAUAGGUAAAACUAUUUUUACAAUGCCUUAAGUUCAAUUAAAACUUUUAAUUUAACAACUUCUCAAGUUCAAUGUCAUGUUUGUCUUUUCUUUUAAGGAGGUAAACAUUUUAAAAAUGGUAAGAUUUUAAUAUUUUUGUUGGUACCGGCAAUGUAGAAGCAAAAUAAUAAAACAUACCGGUAGUAAGUGUCAAAAGAAUUUAAAUUAAAAUAUUGCAUUGAUUCAUGAAACACACCGUUUUUUAAUCUAUUUUUAAAGUUGCAAAGAAGAAUGUUAAACAUGCAAAGAAUAAUACUGUUUUGGUAGUACCAAUACCUCCAAUAUAAUUUUAUUUUUACCGUACUAACCACCAGUAACAGCCCUGUUAAUUUUUAUUUACUUUACAUAUCAUUCUUAUUGAAAAUAGGGCUAGGAUUUUUUUUUAAAAAUCUCUUCUGAAAGUUACUUUAAUGUGUAACACACCUAAAAACAUAUAUUCUAUAUUAAAAAUUUCAAACAUAUUAGUGUGAGUGUAACUGGUGUCGGUUUAGCAGAACAACAGAAUCUUCCUUUUCAUUGUUUCAUUCUUCACGGAUCUUUUCUUUUACUUGCAAUCGUUUAUUAAAGCCUGGAAACUCCAUGUAUGGUAGUAAAAAAAAAAUAUUACUAGUACUGGUACAUUAUAAUAACCCCAGAAGUACUGGUAAAUUAUAUGUUACCAAGUUUGACCAACAUGCAACAAUUUAUGUAAAAGCCUGCAUUGUAACAAGCCUUCGUGUAUAGCUUUGAAAAUACAUCGUAGAACUCUCUACACUCAUUUGGAACUCUCUACACUCAUUUGGAAUUUUCUAGAAACUUAAAAAAUAUCUUAAACUCUAAUUUACUAAUUGUAAUUGUAACAUUGACAAAAAUCAAUGAGACCUAUUAACUUAUACUUAAAGAAACAAAAAGGACAUUUUUAUAGAACCUUAACCCUAUAACUGUCAUUAAAAAUGCUCAUUGAUUUAAUGUAUAUUGUUUAAGGGGAAAUCACUCUAUAUAAAUGAGUUUGCUUCAUAUUCCCGUUACUAUCAGUAUCUAGAGUAUCAGUGUGUUUACGUGCUUUUGUUAACUGGGAUUUUUUUGUGAUUAAUCGGGUGUGAAAUUUUUUCAAUGCCAUUAACAUCUGAGAUUCCGGAGAGGGGCACCCUUUUUGAUUUCAAAAUUAACACAGAAUUUCUUUAUUUGAAUUAUUUAAAAUAUAUUAAAAUGAAAGCAAAGAUAUCGGAGAUAUUCAACGUGCAAGUGUAAUGACAGCUUAGGCUCUUAGGUGAUGUCGAGAUAAGAAUCAUAAGUUGACAAUUGUAUCCCUAAGUAAGCUUAGUCGUCUUGUUACAGACAAAUUCGUUUGGGAAAGGAUGGAAAUGGAACAGAAAAAGACACCGAUUUGAAUUAAUUUGAUCCCAAUGAUCUACCACUAAGACUGUGGACUGUGCCAAGAGCCAGUCAAUUGGAACAGCAAAGGCAUAGCGUGGGACAUGUGGAAUCUGGUUCCACCUGCUAUGUGCCGAUGAUCGAUCCAUGGACUACGGUGAAACGAGUUAACCCUCUUUUGCAUGGUCUUGUCCACGCUGCAACAGCAUCAACAAUGACAGCUUCACAUUCCACAGCUAUCAAUGUAGUAUCAACUGAAUUACUCAGAAUCCUUCUCUUCUCUCUCAUCACCCAAUUCAAACGCUGAAUCUAAAGUAACGCCUUACCCAUUUUCACCGCAUAGAACUAGUACCCCAAAACCCCACCAUCCCAGCCAACCGCCCUACUCCACCCGAAGGCAUCCCACAACCUCCCCUUCUAUCCCUGACCACCCCAAAAAUGCAAACCUCCGCCUACUAAAUAUCACCUGCCAAAGCAUAGAAUCAAAGAGACAAGAGCUCGCAGCCAUCAUCCAAAACACCAAACAUGACAUAAUAUGUGGAACAGAGUCAUGGCUCAAAGGCAUAAAAACUGGGAAAGAACCAACCCUGGACCACAUAAAGUUCUCAGAAGUCUUCCCGGUAGAUUACAAUGUGUAUCGUCAUGACCGUGCAACAAAAGUUGGCAGCGUCUUCAUCUUGAUGCACAGAUCCCUCACAUCAGUGGAACAACCGCACUUGGUCACAGCCUGCGAAAUAGUAUGUAUGUAAAUUAAAAAACAAGAAAGACCUGCAUCGGUGCCUUCUAUAUGCCCAAAAGAACCCAGUGCGACCUUGACGAACUCCAAAAAUCCAUCAACAUUCUUACAGCCAAUGGCAAGCACCCACGCGUCAUCCUUUCUGGUGACUUCAACUGCCGUGAUAUAGACUGGACCACGCAUACUGCCCACUCCACCGGCAAAGACAACACCAUUCAGCAAUCACUGGUCGACUUGACCUGAUCCUCACUACUCACUCAAGUGCAGAGGACACCAACACGUCAAAAUAGUAUCAUAGUCCUUAUCUUCACCUCCAACCCCACCCUUGUUAAACAAUCCACGUGUGUCCCAGGCAAACCAUGAUGCAGUCUUGCUGACUUCUACUCCAAAGCUCAAAUAACGCGCCAGAAACCCAAGAGAUCUUACAAGUUCGUUAAGGCAAACUAGGACAAGAUCAAACUAGAUCUCGCCGCCGCUGAACAGGUCAUCCUAAAAAAAAAUAUAACGAGGGAGAGGAUGUAGAUACACUAUGGUCGACCUUCAAAAAUACCUUAACCAACAGCAUAGAUCAAAAUGUCCCUUCAGUGACAGCAAAGAAUCCAUGUAAUCUACCAUGGCUGAACACGCGGCCCAAGAAGCUGCUGAAGAGAAAGAAAAGACUAUUGAAGAAAGCCCAAACUACCAAAAACUGGACCCUGUACCCCCAGUUCCAGAAACAUUGUCAGGGGGAACUAAGAAGAGUAGAGUGGCAGGACAUAAAUGGAGUGAUUCAAGAAGGCCUCGAAAACAACACAAAACCCUUCUGGCGCUGCAUUAAAUCCAGGAAGCAAGACAACAUCGGCGUAGCCCCCCCUACUAGAAAACGGGGAACUUGUAAGCGAUGAACAAUGCAAAGCAGAAAUUCUGCUAAGGCAGUUUCAAUCCGUCUUCACCAAAAUUUCCACCACAAUCAUACCAUCCCUAAAACCAUCACCUGGUAUCCCUGACUCUAUCCCGAACAUUGUCCUGAAGACCCCAACCAUGACCCAAAUUUUCCAAAAGUCACUUGACUCCGGCACAACACCCGCUAGACUGGCUUGAUGCAACUAUCACUAGUGGCUACAAGAAAGGUGACCAUCUAACCCAGCAAACUACCGCCCAAUAUCCCUGACCUCCAUUCCAUGCAAAAUUCUAUAACACAUCAUCUGUCCCCACAUCAUGAACCACCUUGAACACUACAACAUUUUGACCAACCUAAACCACGGUUUCCGCUAUGGAUUCUCAACAGAAACUCAAUUAAUCAUCACCACCAAUUACCUCCUUGCCUCCUAUGACAAAGGUACCCAGAUCGACAUGGCAAUUCUCGACUUCUCCAAGGCCUUCGACACUGUUCCACACAGCCUUCUUCUACAUAUGCUCCACCACUACGGCAUUACCAGCAACCUUCACUCCUGGCUCUCAACAUUCCUAACACAAAGUACCAUGCAAGUAGUGGUAGAUGCCAUCCGAUCAGGGAAAGCCACCAUAGACUCAGGAGUUCCACAAGGCACAGUGCAGGGCCCCCCUUCUCUUUCUCUGUCACAUACUGUAAAAUACCAAGUGAGGCUGUUUGCAGAUGACUGUCUUGUCUACAGAGAGAUAAACGGCUACGAUGACCACAACCACCUCUAAGCAGAUUUGAAGUGCCUUAUGAAUUUGGCAUGAAAUUUAAUGGAACCAAAAUCUACACAAUGAGCAUCUCAAGAAAAAAAAACAUCAACUCUAUAUGUACUCACUAAAGAAGACAAUUCUCUAACAAGUAUCAAAUAAUCCAUACCUUGGAAUUCUCUUCUCAAAUAACCUAAAAUGGUCGCCCCAUAUAAACAAAUUUUUUUUAAAAAGCCAACUCCACACUAGGUUUCAUUCGAAGAAAUCUGCGCCAAUGCCCAACUUCCUGCAAACGAAAUGCCUAUCUUGCACUUGUCCGUCCACUACUAGAAUAUGGUGCGAUCAUCUGGGAUCCACACCUAAAGAAAGACGUGGACAAGAUGGAGCGAAUCCAACGUAACGCGAUGUGCUUCAUCACUUCAUCUCACGUGACUACAAAUCGACCACUUCUGGCUUCGUCACUGGCCUCUUAAAACUUAAAAAGAUUUGAUAUCCCCUCCCUUAAAGACAGACGAGAGGGGCUCCGCUUGAUAUUCUUAUAUAAAGUGGUCAUGCAGCAGGUACGUACCUCACCCCACAGAAGCCAGGUCGAUUGAUCAGAGCCAAACGAUCACUGAACAAUGAUUUCAACACUGACAACCUCAUAAACAACUACACCCGAAACAACAACAAAUCCUUCACUGUGCCUCGGUGUAAACACAGUGCAGUAUAAAAAAUCAUUCUUCCCACGCACAAUAAUUGCUUGGAACCACCUGGACAAUGCCGCUGUGGACUCAACAUCGGUCGAAAGCUUCAAGGCUUCCCUGGCAUCUGCUAGGAGCUGUUAGAAUAUAACAUCACUUCCCCAACCUUGCACAGAUGCCAGUAUAUGGAUGCAGCAACGAACACUACCAGAAUAAAAAGCGUAAUUGUAAACUAGAACUAAAUGAAACAAAUAAUCCCAUUAUUAUUUGUUUAUACUUACAAAUGUUAAGCAAUUCAACAGAACAUUUGAAAUUAUGAUUUUUGAGCGAUAAAUUUUUUUUAAAUAUUUGAACAAAAUAAAUUUUAAUUACAAAUAAGUGAUGAGUCAGCAUAUUUAUAAAUUCUUAAAUUCCAGUAGGAAAAUAAUUGAGUUUUUUCUUUAAUUUAUUGCGGCAUAUUAACAAAAACUAACUUAUAUUUUGGGGCUUUAUUUAGAAGUACCGUGAAAUGGGGUGACUUUGCCUACUUUUGGCCUUUAAGCAUAAAUUUCAACAUGUUAACUGAUCUAAAAAAUAACACAAAGGGACUAAUGUACAGAGUGGGUACCUGAACUUUGUUGUUAUAGCUGAAUUAAUUCAUAGUUUGAUCAGGUUAAGUUGAUAAUUCAGGCUUUUUGAGAUUUGUCAACCUAAGGAAAAAUGGGGUGACUUUGCCCUUUUAAGGUGAAAGACAGCACAAUGCAUGUAGAAAUGAUCAAACCCAGCAAAUAAGUUCUUUUCUUUUCUGUAUUUAAUGUUUAAUCAUAAUAUUUUAUUAUAAUGAAAGGUUGGAAGAAAAUAUCAACACCAGUUCACAUAAAAAAUGAUUGUCAGUGAUCUAUCCUUUCGAGGCAAACCUUCAUCAUAGGUUUUCACAUUUACUAUAUGAAAGCUUUAAUUUGUGAAUUUGUCACAGUAGACUGUAACUGUAAUUAUAAUAUCUUUCCUAUUAUCUCAGCUUAUAUCUUUGGCACAUAACAUCCUCAUCUUGUUGUACAAAAUCCAUUCACCAAGUCAUCUCGAAGAUUGUUAUCGUGGAAUCGUUUCACCGCAAGUUCGCUGUCAUCAAGAUUGGUCCAUAAUAAAAAAUUUAGGCCAAAAUGUAAAUUGUUUCUAGUUGAGGCCUUCCCAAAUCUGAUAAAGUCUUUAGGUGCUUUACUAAGUUGACUUUAAUUCAUUUGGCAAAGAGCUUGCCCUCCAGUUGUUUUCUUGUGGCUACAGUAACAUUUACUAAAUUCAAAGAGUUAUUAAAUCAAUGGUGUCUUUCACUUAUAGAUGACUUCUAUAGGCCUGGUAGUAAAUUAUCUUUUACAAUUCACACUUAUCAUUAAGCUGAGUGUCUUUAAUAUAGCCUCUACAGCUUCUGUUAAUAGGAGAUCUUGUUAAGUCAUGGCAUUAUGAUCUGGAAAAACAAGAGCAAAUGGAGAAAUCAAUACAAAAAUCAUUGUAUCAGUCCAUGGGGUGACUUUGCCCCUUGCUGUGAAAGAAAAGCAAUGACGAUUUAUUCAACUUUAACUUAACUAACAAAGUAACGAACCUUUUUAUCACUGAAAUUUAUGCACAUUAAAUGCAUAGGGAAAUAAAUUAUAAUACCUUUGUUACGCACUGACUUGUAUUGGGAGAAAUUAAUCUCCUAUUUUAAUUGGCUCGUUGUAAACAGUGCCUAACAAAGGACGAUACCAUAGAAUCAACAAUAUUAAAGAUAGGACCCAUAACAGUUUCUAGUUACAAUUAAUAAGAUUUAUUAAGGCUUAAGAUGAUUACAAAAGAAAAGAAAAUAUAAUUACAAUCUUCAACUUACAGUAUGGUAGAUCUUGUACCGGUACACAGUUAAUACAGUUAGAAUAAUGUGCCAAUUAAUAAUGCGAAAUAAACACAUGAGCACACCAAUACACAAAGAAUAAAACACGCCUCGUAAUGUUAAGAAAAUCUAUCUGAAAUCUCCCUCCCUUCGUAUCUGUCAAUGCUUUUUAUACAUGUAGCGUAAGACGCUUCCAGAAGGACCUAUGACGUGUUGUUUACAUAUCUCGGGUUAAGGAGUACAUUCGAGAAGUUACCCGGAGAAAUUCUUUUUCUACCCAAUGCGUAAUUGGAAGCCGAAUGUAAACAAGCUACAUGAAAGAGAUUUAGCCACGCCCACAACAGACGUUACUGUCUGCUAGGAGUGUACUACGAGGUCGAGGAAAGUUCACGCACAGGAAAUUGUGCUACAUAACACCUUAAAAUGAAAGUUUAAACUCACCUAAAUCAGCAAAAUAUCGAUGUCCUGAGUCUAAGAGCUCAAACAGUCAAAUCUUAUUGUUUGGCAUGGUGAGGAAAGCGAAACAAGAUAAAGCAACAUGUCUGCUUUCAUGGGAAUUUAAAAAAUUAGGGGAAAGAACUCUAGAAAAUCAUGAAAAACAACUUUCUCAAUAUAAGUAUUUAAUAGGCAAAGUCACCCCGUUUCACGGUAUUCUUAUUUAACUUUGUUCCCUGUAAAUAUUUCAUUUUUGUCAUUUUAUAAUAAAGUUAUAGGCUUUUAAAAAAAAAGGGGGGGGGAGGGGGGGGCGAAAUGAGGGUCACAAAAUGUGGAGGAAAAAAUUCGAAAAGUGGUUUUGAGGCCCCUGAACCACUUGAGUUAUAACUAGAAAGUUGAUCUUGAACUUGAUGUUUUUGUUAUCUAUUCUCCAGGCUCUAUACUGCUGUAGUAAUCAAAAUAGUAGUAUGUUCAUAUUUUUAAAAAUGUUUUGAAAUUUUCAUGAAAGUACCUAAUGUGUAAGUGUAAGGCAAGGGUCUCUGAAUUCAUUUAUUUUAGUCUGGGAUUUUUGACAAGCAAUCAAGCAUAGAAAAUUGCAAACCGCAUAGUUAUAGUGUUAAAACCUUUUUCUUUUUAAAAAGGAAUUCUAGAAAAAGGUGGAUACUAGUAGUACCGGUAUUUAAUAAAUCACUUGUUAAAAAAGGGUUAAAUAACUUGUUAAAAAAAAGGACUCAGGACUCUUUGUACUACCAUACGGUAAUCGCUAUCGGUAUUCCAGCCAAUACUAAUGUACCGGAACUGUAUUGAAAGAGGUGAACGGUGAAAGAGGUUUCCAUUAAAGUUAAAUUAAAGGUCCCUGUGGGGACCCAUUUGAAAAGGUGGCGUUGUAUGACAAAGACUAAGGACCAAGGAUAGGAACCCUGAAUAUUUCAUCAGUUAAAAUUGUAAAAGUUGUCCCAUUAAAACUAAAACCGGUUUAAAAAGUUAAGUGAUAUACCGGUGUUGUACAUCAUACAUCCUCCAGUUUUUAGAUACUGUACCGGUAUAUAUUUUCUGGUGCAUUAGUACCAAGUUUGGUUUAGAUCUAAUAGUACUGGUACCGGUACUAACUAAUAAAUUCAUUUUUGUAAUUUUAUUUAGGGUGUAAGUAGUGUAAGCUCAAAAAUUUUUUAUUAAAUUUGACUAAUUUUAGCCCUUAGGAUAAUGAUUAAUUUUAAUACUGGUAGUGAUUUUUUAGAAAUAUAUUCAUGUCAACGUUUGGUUAAAUUGAAAAAACUAUACUAUAAGGUAUAAAAAUAUAUGAAUGUAAAUAUUAAAAAGGGUAAAUUUACACUAUGGACUGAAUGUGUACCAUAACAAAUUGAGCCUUUUACUUUCAGUUGUCAGAUUAUAACAGGUUUACCUGGUACUCGUAAAAUGCACUUAUUCAUUCAGUGACAUGCUGAUGAGUCAAUGCUGAUAAAGUUAAAGUUUUCACUUUACCCGUGACAUUUUUCAUUGUCACCUUUUGGGAUAAGGGGUUUAUCAUUUGAAGAUCAAAUUUGGUAUCAGUAGGUUUGGUUUUCUUGUGUUUGGUGACAGUCACACUUGAGCUCUCUUUAGUACCAGUAGUGUUGAAAAUUAUUCAUAAAGGGAAAGUGACCCACUAACCAGAAUAUUCUUUUACCCUCAGGUUCUCAGCUCCCCUGUUUCAAUAAAGGUAUCAGUGCUAUUCGGGCAUUCAAGGAUCGAUUUCAUAUGACCUCAACUGAGGAACAGCUGCAACUUAUUGUGGAUGGUUUGGUUGAGGCAAGCUUGCAUUCUCUCACCACCAAACUCUAUGAUGGGUUCCAAUACUUCACCAAUGGCAUAUUGUAAACAUUAAAAAUUUAUCAAAAUUAAUUUGUCUUAAAUUCUGUUCUCUUACUCUAUGCAGAUUUUUAUUUGAUGUAUGUGACUUGCUCCAGUGAUAUUAGUAACAAAAUGCAAGAUUUAUAAGUAAAUCUUUAAGUUUAAGACACAGCCCUGCUCCUAGUUGUGAUGUCUUAGGGACUGACUGUAUUGUAAUGGGGAAUUAAAUUUUUAAAUAUUCUAUGAGUGAAUUUAUCUGCCUAUUGGCAAAUGAUUUGCAAUGCAGCUUAAUCAAAAGUCUUGGGAAUGUGUUUUCUACAUUGUUUGUUCAACAUGGGUGCUUGCGGCACCAAUAUGUUGUGUCCCUCUAUUUGAGCUGCCUCAAGCUAUUUCAUCAAUAAACUCAUGUAUUUCAUGUUCUGUGGUCUUUUUUCUCUUUCUUGUAAAUAUGUAACAAAAAGACCAAAAAGUUUUCAGUAUGGUAUUUUAAACUUUUUAUUAUCAAACAUUCAGAUGAGGAGGUUGGGUGAUC